Motacilla alba alba is the source of this 47728-nucleotide messenger RNA. RefSeq names its product glutamate ionotropic receptor NMDA type subunit 2A (gene GRIN2A). Gene Ontology annotation, molecular function: transmitter-gated monoatomic ion channel activity involved in regulation of postsynaptic membrane potential; NMDA glutamate receptor activity. Lineage: Eukaryota; Metazoa; Chordata; Aves; Passeriformes; Motacillidae. The coding region runs from base 33271 to 37236 and encodes 1321 amino acids. The transcript is spliced from 12 exons. The record is from RefSeq and is a predicted model, not a curated record. Gene Ontology annotation, biological process: long-term synaptic potentiation; monoatomic ion transport; excitatory postsynaptic potential. Gene Ontology annotation, cellular component: postsynaptic membrane; postsynaptic density membrane; plasma membrane.
AGAGCUCUUGCUGUUCUGAUGUUCUUCAUUGUAUUGGUCUCUAUCAUGAAUAAUUGCUACAAGCAGUUAAAAAAAGAUGCUCUUAAUUGUCUCUCUGUACUUAAAGAAAAAAGUAUGGAUGUCUUUGUUGAUGGCUCAUCAAAUAUUCAGAAAUAUUUUGGGGUUCAUGUCUGAAACUCAACUUUUAAACACUAUAAAAACAGCCCUAAUGAGCCAUUACUCUCCAGCACAUGGAAUGAUGGCCAGUUAAAAAACUUUAAUAGCUAAUGUGAUCAAUACAUAUAAAAAUAGCCUCCUAAUGGUAGGUUCAUAAAAUGAUUUUGAGGAUAAGAUGUGAGACUAUAAGCAGAUGUUCUGUGGUGCUUAUAAGAAAUAGCAAGCAAUAGAUCUGAGUGUAUCUGGGUGCAACAGUAAUAACAGGACAAUAAUAAGCCAGACUUUAGUCAUCCACUACAGUAUCUGAAUUAAGUAGUCAUGCACACUUGAACCACUGCAUUCCAAGAAUUUAUUGAACUAGAUUUUUGCUAACUGGGUAGUUCUACUUUGCUACUGUAGUUCAUGAAAAUCCAGUAAGGGCUGUCUGAAAUCUGGAGAUAAUGAUAAACAGUCUUGUUGGAAAACAUAUUUUUAUGUAAUCUGUUGUGAGAUUGGAAGAGCAAAAGUGACUCAUGUCUCAAGUUCCUUAACGUUGUAAGGAUUUUUAAGAGCUCCUUGCUGGCACUGCAGCAUUGAUCCUGAGAGGUAAUCAUUGCUGCUCCUGAAACAGGCACUCAGUGCAGGGCUCAGCUCUGCUGGGGACUCUGCCUUGCCUGGAAGUCAGAGGAGCUCCCACUGUGGUGUAAGAGAGGAGAGCUCAAAGAGAGUGCAGGUGUGGGAAAUCACUGGUUCGCCAGAACCUGAGGAUCUUUAAUGUAACUCAUUUCCUGGUAUUUCCGUGUUUUAGGGUUCCUUACUCAUUGAUUAUUACUUUUUCUUACGAGUGACUUUUGAAUAGUAAAAGGGUUCUCUGAAUACAUCUGAAAAGGAAGUGGUCCAGAUAUAUUAUUUUGUGAAGUAAGGGGGGAAAAGAAGCAAGGUUAAUUAUAAUUGAGGAAUCAGCUUUGAACUUUGGAAACUUUUUACCUCUGGAAUAGACUUUUUUUCCAUUGGGAUAAGAGGUCUGUUUCUCUUGGUAUUUUGAAUAAUCUUCCUUAAGAACUUGUCAUACAAGGGGAGGACAAUAAGUGCUGAAUUAUAGCAGAGAUCCUAUAACAAUGGCUUCGACAUCUUGAUUUAUACAGAAAGAUCAUUACAGUCAAUGCUGCUAUCUUAAAUGCAAUUGCAGUGACCAAAUUUCAGAGGCAGUUAUUUCAUGUGCUUUUAAAUUACAGUGCAGAUUUACUUGUCUUUUAAAGCUGGGUUUAUAUGUAUUUAGUGCUUCUAUUUGAUACAUAUUUCACUUAACUGUGUCGGCCAGUGUAAGAACACUUGAUCUCAGCCAGGGCGAAGUGAUGAAACACUGGAAGAAAUUCUUACAGAAUCAUCUUCACUCUUGGUAGCAGAUGCAGGAUGUUACUGAUACAGAUCUAGUUUUACUUUUAUGUAAGAGCCUCUAGAAAAAUUAAACAGUCUAUUUUUUCGUCUCAGUAAAUUACUGCUAUUUUCACUGUAUGCUAAUAUUAUCAUUAUUGUAUCACUGUCUUUUAUUUUAGGGGUUAUCAAAGUUUUAUUAGCAAACUUUCCUGCUGAAAUUUAUCUUCCAAGAUUUCCAUUUGGGAAAUCAAAAUUGUCUUUUGUGUGUUAAAACAAUCUAACAGAGCAGUCUUCAGUAGCUUGAAGUGGCUGAAGGAAUUGUUUGUUCUUGUAACUAAUAUUGCCUUAAUUUUCAACCUGACCUUUGCAAUGUGCAGUGUCUUGCAAUGGGGUUUGGAACAUCUCAGUAGUGAGACUUGUAGGUGUCAUUCAAUUAACCAUUCAUUUAGGAAUGAAUUCCUUGGAGAUGAAGUUGAAAUUCACAGUGCUGUCAUAAAGGCGGGGAGAUGAAAUCUGAGGGAGAAGGAUUGGAAAUAUGAAAUCUUACAAGUCACUGUCAGGAUUUUAACUGGCACACAUAGGUGUUGGCUGACUUGUGAAGAUUAUUUUAAGUCUCCUGCUUUGUCUCAUGCAUUGAGAUGCCUGGCUAUGCAAAAGGUGCCUGGUCCCAUUCCUGCUUGUGGAUGCAGUGCUCUGGCACUCUAAUAAGGCCAUUUCAUUUAUGUCCUUAUCCUAUGAGUUCUGUGCCAGGUGGUUAUUAUGUGAUGCUGAACUCAACCAAACUGAGGGCACAGGAAUGGGAACUCAUUUAUAAUGCUCAUACUGCUGGAGACUUCACUGAAUGACUCAGAGGAGAUAAGCUACCAUAUUCUCUGUGGCUAGUAAAUAUUAUGUCAACAUGAAUCUUGACUGAAGACCCCUAUCUGUAAAAAAAAAAGAAAAAAAAAAGUUGUUUUAUAUUUCUAAGAAUGAGGUAUAGCCACAUUUGGGGUUUGCAGUGAUUAAUGCAGGACAUACAGCUUUUGAAGCACUGUGUCCUUGUCUGAACAUCUGGGGUGAGUGGUGUGUUGUCUAGACUGCCUCCUUUGCCAGCCCAGCUCUGCUUCAGUUUGCUCAGAGUUUGCCUGCACCAUCUGAGGAGAGAUUUUGCAUGAUUCAGACAUGGAAAAUAGACAGGCAUGUGAAGCCAACCAAACCAGAAUGUUUUCUGAUCCUUGCUGAUCUAUUUUCACCUGACAUCAGCUGUCCAAACCCUACCAACAAACCAGUGGGACACCUGGGGGUUUAUGGCACUUACAUGAUCCUGCCUGGGCUGCAGAGAUACCCUUUGGGCAGUGCCACAUUCUCUGCUCCAGCUGAUUUUAUCACCUGCUCUUGGCAGGAGCUCUCCUGCCAAUGAACUGCUCCUUGGCUUUGGUCCCCAAUUCUGCCACGCACUUCAAACAUAUUCAGUUGUGGGAUAGUCUGCUGAAACAAGAUGAGAAUUGUCUGGGGCAUCUCUGCCAGCCUGCUGUGCAUCAGCAUCCCUUGGAGGGUGCUGGAAACAGGCUGGCUGUUUAUUCAUCUUGUAUCUCUUGACAUUUGAGACAUCUCAACACAAACAUUGCUUAGGAACUGUUUUCUGACUUGAGCAUUUGGUUUCAAACAUAGUUACCUUUGUUUCGCCGCAUGCUAUGAUUAUAAUGGUAGUAUUUGUGAUACUUUUCUUUUAAAACAGAUCAUCAUGGUUAGUUCUGUGUCAAUGCAAAAAGACUUACUUCUUCCCAUGUGGGAAAACUAUCCCUUUGAAUUGUAAAUAUGUCCAGGAAUAUUUAGUGUCUUUGAACCAUCCCGCUUUUGCCUAUUGCAAACCUAAAUCUUUCUAGAAGUCUUUCUGAAAGUCAUAAUUUGAGGCAUUUUAUUUUAGUGGAAGCACUCACAGUUAUAACACAGUCAAGAAGUCUAAAGGGUGAGGGUAAUUUUCCAGAAGGGCUAUCACAAAGUGAUACUUCUUGAAACAGAUCUGGAAAUGUUAUGCAAAAUAACUAACUGCUUUUCCAAAAGGUAGAUUGUGUGUAUUAUUGCAGAAUGAUUCUAUGAGAGCUCUGGAGGUUAGACAGGGUUGCUGGGGGUUGUCUAACCCAGCUCUUGCUCUCUGAUGAGCUAAUAUUGAAAUCAGAUCAUCCAGUCAAGUUUUGAAUAUCUCCCUGGAAGUAGAUACCACUGCCUCUCUGGGCAAUCUGUUUCAGUAAUUAACCUCUCUCACCAUGCAAAUAUUUUCCUUUUAUCUCAUUAGAGUUUCCCUUGAUACCACAGGCUUUUGUUCUUUUGCUGUGAAUCCGAGUCCAACCCUGUCUCAGCGCCGUUGCAGCUGCAAUUACAGCGCUCCUUACCUGUGGCUUUCCUGGGGAAAAGGCUCCUUCAGCCCGUACCUGCACUUGCAGUCCUUUGGACUCCCUUGGAUACAUUGGUGUGUUGUAUGGGGAGACCCCAAAUAGGAAGGGCACUGCAGGCAUGGCCUCGUGGGUGCUGCGAGGGGAACAGUCCCUCCCUGGAGCAGCUGCUGUGCCGCUGCUGCCGCAGCCUGGCUGGGCUGUGCCACCGAAAGGGAGCACUGCUGACUCACGUUCAUCCCCUGGGCCCCCGUGCCCCGGAGCUCUGCCGGGACACUUCGUCAGUAAGGCAUCUAAUUGCUAAUGAGCACGGAGUGAAACUCUGCUUUGAAAUCUUUCAUUCUUUCGGUGAUAUUUUUUUUUAGGUACUUUAGCGAAAUAGUUGCAGAUGUUUGCAUUUCUUGUCAUUGUCACCUCAUUACAGGUAUAGCUGGAACCGCUUUGUUUUAGCUAAUUUGAGAGGCACAAAACUGUGCUGCACUUGUGCAAACCAGAGCUCUAGGCAGCUGUGAUCGGAGCCCACCCAGACUCCUGGCUCUGGAGCAUUUAUUCUCCCUUAUCAGUAGGUGACUUUGAUCUUAAAGUUCCUCCACACAUCCUCCAGCUUCUUUGCCAAAUGUCUCCAUGGCGCAGGGAUUCUCUAAAGGACCAAAAAGGUUCAAAAGCCACGCUUAACUUUUGUACUAUGUGCAAGUGUGCUUCAACUCCUAAUGCUUUCAGCAUUGUUUGAUGGAUGGCAGGGGGUGUUGUAUUUGUUUUUUAUUGUAGAAUCUUUUCUGGAGGUCAUACUACAUGGAAUGUGCUCAUUAAUUCAUGUGUCUGCAUAUGUAUAUAUAGAUUUCUGUCCAGCCUGUCUAGUUGGCUUGGAAAAGCAGUUCUGUAUUUCAUGACAGAAAAUGGUAAAUUUAGGAUUUUCUAUAAUAGCAGCUUUUCAUUCCCCCCCUUACUGAUGGCUGAUGUGUAUGAGCAUGAUACUCACGUUGGCUUUGUUACUGUUUGGAAGAUUAAACCACAGGUUAAUAAAUACUUUAGUGCAAAAAUAGCAGUAUUCAUAUAACUGCUGUUUCAGGUCUAGACAUAGUAGCUUGCACUACCACAUAGUCUGUUGCACACAAUAUUUCCAGCUUAUGACUCAUUUAAAGAAGCCAUUGAAUUUGAUUUUCUUCCUUUCUAGCUAUAUGAAGGUCCCUAUGGGAAGAAUAACCUUCAGAUAUUCUAAUUUUUAUUUUGAGCCGCAAUAGAAAUGUAGCACUGACCUCCUUGCAAAUCUGUGUUUACUUGUCCACAUCCAUAAAGCCAAUCUAUAUGUACUUUUAAGAAAGUCUUGCACAUCCAUAAGAUUUUUAGACCUAGAAUGUAAUCUGUGGUAGUACCUUUUGUACAUUCUGCAAUUACACAUUCUGUAAUCCAUGGUGUUAAAUGUUCAAAAACGUGCCUGAGAUUUCUCCUGCUGAGGAGAAUGAAGUGAGUGGAUACAAUAUCCCGUGUUUUUCCUCCUUGGGAGGCAGUGCUGUGCCAGGGUGAGGUGGUUGGGAUAGAGCCUGCUGGUUUAGACAUUGCUAUUCCUGUGCUGACAUGGCUGGGAAUGUUUGCUGCUUUCCACUGGGUCUUGGAACUCAGAGGAGCAUUAUAUUAAUGAUGUGAGCUUUGCUUUCUUGCUCUCUUUCUCCCACUCCUUUUUCUAAAGGGUUUUCCUAGCAAUAUAUUUUCCUGGAGGUGAUUAUAUUAUUCCUCAUUAUUUUGUUCCACGUAAGUUCAUCCCUCUUAAUUCAGUGAACGGAAACAUGGAUGAAUUUCUGGAAUACUGCAAGAGUAGACUUGAACUAUCACUCUUAUGGAGCUCAAGGGAGCAAUAUUUAGUUUAAUUUUCCAAAGUAGAAGGAAGGUAGUUUUGAAAAGAUGAGGAAUUUUGGUAACUAAUGGGCAGGUUGUAGGAAAUGGAAGUCUUCUAGAGUUUGCUUGAUUUUUCAUGCAGUUUAGGUGGGGGUAAGUUCCUGAUAUUUUAGUUUGCUUAAAUUUAGAGCUGCAGCUGAGCUGAGGGUGCAGGGUUGGUUUCCACACACCACUCAUUUAGGAGAGAGGAGUGGUUGACUUCACUUUAGCCCUUUGCAGUAAGCUAUAUAUUUUCAUCUCAAAGGUACUGUUUUCUUUCUCUUCAGACUGUUCUUACAGUUUUACCUUGAAAAGAGAAAUCUUUAAGUAUCUUUGUUUUGAGCAACAACAUCUUAAAACUGCUAGCAAGUCCCUGUUGAAGAUCUCAUGCAAUCUCACCCAUGCAAUCUCUCCAAACGAUUGCCUGCCUGUGGGUAAUUACAGCACAGCAGACUCCUGGGCUGUGAAAGUAGGACACAAGACCUUCAGCAUGAUUUUCAGCUUGCAGAAACUCCUGGUGGCAUCUUUGGAAAUUUUUUUCCCAAGAACAUUCUCAAAUACAAAAAUUAAAAAUUAUUCCUUUUAAACUAUAAAAUAAUUAUAGGCCAUUACAAAAAACAUAGCAAGUUUCUGGCAAUUGGAAUUAUCCAGAGAAUGUACCUGAAAGUCUAAAAUUAUACCGUGUGCAGAACAGAAGUGCUUUGAUAUAAUGUCAAACACAUUUUUUGUGUUUCAUCUAUUAAUUAUUUUUGAGGAUGCUUAGAUUACUUGAAUAGACAGUUCAUUAGUGUGUUUUGUCACUUAUUUGAACUAACAAUUUAAUUUGAAGAAUUUCUCUAUUUUCUUUUUGAUUUUGCUUGGAAGACUCUGGGAUAGAUCUACCUUCAGGGUGAUGGUACAGAGGGCUUUGUAUAGAUGCACAGAAAGAAUUUGCAGACUGUGGCUUUUAUUUUUUACAAAUCUGUGGUCAUCUGGUUUGUGUGUACUCUUUCCCUUCCCCUCUUCCCUCCUCCUUCCUCCUUUGCCUCUACUCUUCCCUGGAGCUAUGGAGUUGUGUGGAUUUUACUGAGAGAGCCCAGCCUGGAUUGUCUCCACACCAUCUGUCACCAUAUUGUUUGUUUAAAUCCUUGAGAUAUUUUCUUCUGUACUUCACUGAAAUAAAUACAUAAAGCUGCAACAGCAUCAUUGGCUAUUUAUAUUAGAUUUAGACUUAAUGUCCUUAGGAGAAAACGCCUGUGCUUGCAAUUGAGGUGCAUGAGCUGGAGGCACAGUUUGUAAAACUGCACAUGGUUCAAUUCCUGAGUGCAGAGCUCAGCUCUGCAGUGUGUUCAGGGUAUCAGCCCAGGCCCCUCUGGCUUCUCAAGAGGGACACCCAGCUGGGCUCUCUUGGCCCUGCAGGGACAGUGCUGCUCAGGGGUUAUGCUCUGGUCUCCCCACUCUUUCAAGGAAAACGUUUUGUGCCCUUCAGGAAAUGCAGGAUGAAUCUUCCUAUGUCCUGAGACUUGAUAGUCUGGGUCAGGGAAAAGGUGAAACUCACAGGCUCUGUGAAGCCAGAACUGGAAGUAAGAGUGGUUAGUUAGAAGGGGGAAUGUUUUGGAGAGAAAUUGAAGCGUGCAGAAGAAAUGUAGUAUAAAAGCUGAACAACCAGCAGGAAAAGGAGUUUUGCUGAUAUGCAAAUGUGAUAUUCCAAGUUGCUGAUGGGGUUGGUUGGUGCCCAGCUGCUGUAAGUUUAUGAUAGGCAGUCAACAUUGUCUCCUUUCCCUACAGCAGUUUUUUCUGUACAUUCCAUACACAUGAAGCUUAGGGAAUCAAAAAGCCUCAGUAUCUGGGGGGAGGAGGAGGUUCCAGGUGUACAAGUUGUCUCUUACUUGGGGAAGAGCAAAAUUCCUCUUGAGAAAAGUCUGUCUUUUCUGGGCUCCUGGGCUGAGGGGUAAAUGGGGUUCCCUGAUCCACCUUUGUGAAUGAUUUAAACCUCUAGAAAAAGGAACAGGUUCUAGUCCAAACUUGUGACUGAGAUUUUAUUUGCUUACUGAUUCUUUCAGCUCCCCUUGUGGAUUAAAGAAAUAAUUCAUGAAUGUACAUAUGUAGAUGGCUUGUAUAAUCCAUUUCUUUUCUGUUCUCCUCUUUGACAGCUACAGAGACUGAACUAAAUUUAGGAAAUCCAGCAGCAUAUCUGAGGUCAGAAUGGCCAUAAACUUCUAGAGCAUGGCAGUAACUCCCUUUGGCUGUACAUUGGCCAAUCUUGCUUAGCAAGAUUAACAUGUUUUUGGAUGGGCAAAUUCAAAGCAGAGGUACACUUCCUUCUGGCUGUAACACACUGAGAAACACAUUAAAGGGUUCUGGAUGAGAUUUGACUUAAACAUUGUAAUAUUCUGCAUACAGCUCCAGAUCAGUCUCCAUUUCUUUUGAAAGUAAGACAUCUCUUUGGACAUCUUUGGUUUCAUAUUUGGGCGUGAUCAGCCCUGAGAAAUCGAGGUCUGGUUUUUUAGGUAUACAUGCAGGUUGUUAUCCCUGCUUUCUCCUAGAUUCCCUUGCUGAAGGUGGAGAAGGAAGGGUGAGAGAAAAACAGGUGGUCAUCUUCAUGCUUUUAAUAUUUUUCAGUUAUUUACCCAGUCCUUAGGAUGAAGCCUGCAGGUGGUGGUGCUUUGGUGUGCUGCAUUGGCUAACAGAAGUGUGAUUUCCCAGUAGGAUCACAUCCAGCCAUUUGGGGGUAGCUUGGAUAAAGUAGAUUUUUUUCAGAUCAAGACCAUAUAUCUCUCAACUUUGUGCAUCCCUUGAUUUUGGAUUUGAGUAAGCUUUCUUGGAGAGGUGCUUCAUUACCACAUGACUCCUCAGUCAGUGUUUUGGGCUUCCUGUCUCCAUCACAGGUUUGGGAAAGUAAUUUCCUUCUAGGCUUUUGAUGAAGAUAGGCUGAACCAUUUCCUUGUCACAAGUUCCUUGCUGCAGCAUGACUGAGAGCUCCAGUGCUGGUCUUGCUCCAUGGCCUCUGCUCAGUGUUCGUGGCUAUUUAUAACCUGCCUUUUGUGCACAUUGCAACAAGAUAUUUUUAUAAACAUGUUUCAUUCAAAGGAUUGCCGAGUGGAAAGCAGCUUAUCUUCUCUUUUUUUUUUUUUUUUCCUUUUCUUGACAGUGAUGGUUUGUUUUUAGUGUCCUAACUUUUAGUUCAAGAUUUCUGUAACUUUACUGAUGGAAAGUUUUGUCUGUUUGUGCUGAGCAGUUUGCCUUUCCAUGUGACUAAAUUAGCAAUAGGACUGCUUUGUUUUCACUGCAUUGAUUUUGUGUCUAGUGGAAACACACUGUGUAUGUAGAACUACUAUGAAAGAAGAAGGAACAGGGAUUUUAUAGCCACCUUUCAGCUCCACAAAAUUUGCAACACAAUUAUGUAUGACAGAAAAUAGAAUUAAGGUAACCUCUUCUAAGUAACAAGUUGCUUUUAGGAGUUACAGAAACAUAUUACCAGACAAAUUGCAUGUUAUUUUUUGUGUGUGAGGCUAAUUAAGAGUUCUGAGUAAAUUGUGUUGAUACAGACAUCAGAGCUGUAUGAAGUACCUAAUUGGGAUGAGAUAAGGUUUGUGAAUUCAUCAUGAGAAAACAAAUGCCUGAAUUAUGAAUUAUGUGUCUGUAUUCUAGUCAAGUACCAUUUAGGAUGGUCUGGUUUAUUUUCAGCAGUCACAUUAUUUUUGUAGGAAACGAGCUAACCCUGUUCUUUAUUUUGUUUUGAUCUGUUUGCCAUCCCCUCCUCUCUCCUUUAUCUGCCCUUAACUACUGUUAUCUGCCAAAGGGCUGACAUUUCCUUUUGUGGAAUCUGGGUUCCAGAGAAAGAUGUGCAUGGCUUAGCAUGUGAAACUUUAAGCUCUGUUCCAUAACUGUGUUACAGCAAACUGGUACAGAAGUUGUAAAAAGAAAUAUUUGCUUUCUUGCUCUUAGACUGGAUUUUCCUUACCCUGUCCAUUGUCUGCCAACCUCCAUCUCCCAGGAGCUGCUUCCAAACCCCCUCCUCUGCUGGAGCCUGCAGCUGCACCCCAUCCAAUUGCUAUCCCACUUCAUACUUGACUGUCAUGCUAGUUAGGAUGGCUUUUUUUUUUAUUUAUUGCCUUAAUUUACUUCUAGCAGAAGCAAAGGUGGGGAGGAGGAAAUACACCUCUCUGCUUAAAAUUCUGUAUCCCUGAAUUUUAGGAAUACUGGGACUCUUUCAGUGUACACAGAGCACAGAAGACAGUUGCUAAAAUCAUCUUAAUUGGAGCAAAUAAAAAUUCUCUGGGGUCCCAAGAACAAAAGAAUUUAAGCCAAACCUCUUCCUAUUUAAUAAGCAGGAAACAGAGGAAAGGAGUAUAAACUGAGCCAGGUGAGCUAGGGCAGUGUUGGUGGGAAACUGAGGUGGUGAUAAAACAGAAAUAAAAAUUACUAGUGGAAGUCAUCUUUUGUGGAAAAAAAAAAAAACAGUUUGAGAAAACCAGAAUUGCUCAAAAUUCUGAACAGUUUCCUUCUCUAUCUUUUGAGGAUUCCUGACCUUGGGAUUUUGGGCAAUCCUUUUCAGUCAUAAGUCAUUCCUUCUGCAUUCACUGACUACUUUACAUACUUGUACAGGGAGGUUCUUGCUUUUCCUGUUGCAAUGUGGGGAGUCUGGGCUGGAGUUAACCAUCUGGAAAUUGAUGUAUUGGAGUGUCUUCUUGUAUCCAUUCUUAUGCACUUUAAAAUUUCCCUACUGCUCUUGUUUUUUUCCUUCAGUAUAACCUCUGAGACAGGGAGUCUGUUACAGAAAUAAAAUCCUCCCCUUGUUUUGCUGUGCACUUGGCUGGCUGCUGAUGCUGUUCUGUGUAAGCAUUCAUUUCUAUAAAAAUGGAAAGAGUGUUCACUACUUUUCUGAUUUGUAGUAAUAUAAGUACUUUUUUCUAUGCAUUUGUAUUCACUUUGUUCAGGUGCUUUGUGGGAGUGCCUAAUACCUUGCAUUUUUUAGGAACUGGAGUCUCAAAAUAUAUUCAUAAUGCCCUUUUAUAAUUUAAUUCAAUUCUGAAUUUUGCAUCUCCCAUUAGGGCCUUUAGAAUACUUGUGGAGAGGACAGACUGACAGGAAAAAAUAUGAAAGCUAAUUUCUUCCCACUGUCUUAGGUGAUUGCUAAUUUUGCAGUCUGGCCUGUGUGUGAAUGUGUUGUUGUUACUGUAGAAAUACCAUCCUGAGACUCAGGCUCGCUGGCACUUGGUACCUCAAUUGUUAUUACGUGCACUGAACAAAUUCUGGAUCCUGAAUGACACAAAUCCUGAUGUUGUCUAACAUCUGGUUGGAUCAUGAGGCUGAAAAUGAGCAGUGUCUGCAGAGAACAGAGCUCAGGGAAGAGCCAGACAAGGCUUACUUGUGGAGGAGAAAAUACAAAUUACAUGAUCCCCUCCACACUUUGGGUUAGAUAAAGACAAAAAUGAUCUUCAUAGCCAUUUCCAGAUAUACUUAUCCUGUCAUUUUUACCAGUCUUAACAACUGCAAAAAUAAUGUCACAUCUUUCCUAACCUUUCUCAGGCUUCAGGCUUGCAAGCUCUCACAUUCCCGUUGCUCUUUACUAUCACUAUUUUAUAGUAUAAGAGUAGCUGAAAUAUUUCCAAUGAUCAGUGAAAAAAUUAUCCUAAAUAGAUGACUUAGGACAGGUGCAAAUAGUAAAAAAAAAAAAUCAUGUUAUAAUUGCUUAGUUGCUUAGUGUCUUCUCACUGUAUACAGAUAUUUUCACUAAAUACACUAGAUACACUCACUAUAUACAGAUAUUUUUUAUGACAUUCCCAAUUUCUCAUAAAAACGCAUCACAUGAUCUCUGAAUAAAGUUUUAAAUGAAUAUGUUGGAAAUUUGUGGUCCCAGCUGUCACCUGCAAUGUGUCUCUUUACUGGUCAUUGAAAGCCUUACCGAUCUUUAGUGUGCUUGUUUAAAUUGUUUUAAGUUAUUCUUUAUGGCUCCUUCCUGGUAUGGGAUGACUCCUGGCUUAAGAGAUGCUGGUUUUUUGUUUACCUUUUUUAGAGGAUGAGGCAGAGAUCUUAAAAUAGAGAGAGAUUUCGGGCAAUAGUAAAGUGUAACAGUCCACCUCAGCAAUCCUUAUUCCAGUGUAGGUCCUAUUGAUUUCUCAAGCUGCAGUGGAUCCCUCGGUGGACACUGCCUGAAAGCAGGAGAAAAGCUAAAAUAAGAAUGGACUUUGUACAUUUCCAACACUCUACUGCAUUUUUUAACUGUGCAAAGUAGGUUACAGGCAUGCAAAACCUUAGUUUUAAAUAAGUUAUGCAGAAGAAAGCUCUCUAGGUCAGCAAAGGCAUUUCUAAAAGCUGAGGAGCAAACUGCCAUGAGGAAAAGAUAGUGUGCAGGUCAUAUAAAAGUCCACAUGGAAAGCAAAAAUCCUGCUUGUGGGAUCCUGACUUUGGUGUGAUCGAUUUCAUUGGGAAGUAAGGGAUGAAGAGCAAGUGCAAAGUAAGCAAAUGCUUUAAAUAAUUAGUCCUUUAAUGCUUAUUUAAUUGCUUUUCCUGAAGACUUGAAUGCUGCCAUGUAAAGAGAAAAUGAAGGGUGUUUUUCCUUUCUAAUGAAGUGCUUAAUAUGUUCUUUAUGUAGCAGCCAUAAAGAUGCAGACAUAGUCUUGUAAUAUCUUGUAAUAUGAGAUAGAAAGGCCAAGCAUGCAAUAGACUUAAAGCAUUUUCUGCUUGGAGGAGCAAUCUCUAGCUAAAGGAAUGAUUUGGUUUGUUAAGGGCUGCACUUGGGGUGUUCUUUCCCAUGAUGUACUGGACUGCUAGUGAAAUGGCCUGUUGGCAAGCUGGUUGGUUUAAUUUGAGUUAAACCUGAUUAUUAUUAACUAACUUAUUUAAACUUCAUUUUGAUAGCUAGGUUUCUGCCUUACCGGGUCAUUUGGAGGUUUCAUUUGCAUAUUCCACUGAAUUAAAAAUUCUGGUAGCUUUUCUAAUUCAGCUCAGAUAGUGGAAUAUUUUCCUUCUUAACAAGCAUUCUAGUUUGUAUUAAAAAAAAUUUCCUUCCCUUAGUUUCUUUUUAAAUCAAGUAUGUACAGUAAGCUUGGCUCCCUAUUGAGCUGGUUUAAUAAUUUGUUUUUUCCAUCUGCAGAGAGCCAGUUCCCAAAGUAACUUCAAAGAGCCUUGCCUGAGUAAAAGCUUCCAGCUUGGGAGCAACAAAGAUUACAGAAAUAUGCUUAUGCAACUGCUUGAAACCUCUGGCUAUCUUGACAUGGAGAAUACAACUGAAUAUUUCCCUCUAUUAUUCUCUUAUUAUAGACCUUAAAUAUUUGUAACUGAGAGUUUUGCUGCCACUUUGCUUUUGCCUCCCGUGGUGACUGCACAGUGUGAUGUGUUACACAAGCGCACAGACGUGGCAUUUGUAGGCUCAAGGGGAUCACUGGUGUUCUGGGCCUUGCAGUGAUCUCUCAUGUAACUCCAACAAGAAAACAACCAUAAAAUUCAGCCUUGAUGCAAAUUGUCCAUAGACAGGGCUGCAGACUUGCAGCAGCAGCAAAUGCAGACUAUUUAUAAUAUUUUAGAUUUGUGCAGGCUUUAAUCAAAUGAUGAAGAGGCUUCAAGUGAAAUGGCUCCUGGGAGAAGGGUAACCUCCCUUCUUAAUUUUUAAAAUUUCCUAUGUUGACAUGUGUAAUCUCGCAGUUUGCUGAAAAUGAAGUCAAUCCCUGCCCAAUACAGGUAGAUAGAUAUGGGAUGCAUAUUUUAUAUCUAAUGUAUCUGUCAUGUAUUUGAGGGCAGUAACAAACUUAAAGUAGUUAAAAUUGCCAGUGUUUUUGAGAAUCUGCUUCAUAUUAAGGUCAAUAUAAGUAAUUGUCUUUAUUUCUGUGGUUUUCCUCACAAGUGACUGUUCCUUAUUCAUGACAUUCCAGUCCAGCGGUUGUCAUCAUCACUUUGGAGAAAAGCUGAUUUUUUUUCAUUUUUUCCCCUUUUUUUGACAAAAUUAUCUGAAAAUCAGUGUGUCUGGGAUUUGUCCCAAAUUAAUUUCCUGUGGAGAGAAGAGUUAUGAGUUUGGUCUCAGUACAAUGACUGUUUUGGAUUAUAAUAUCUGUCAGUGGAAAUGCACUACUUUGGUUUUAACUGAAGCUAUUUGAGAUCUUAAUUUUUGGCUUAAUCAAAUCCUUAGCACAAGCAAAUCUAAUUCUGGCAUACUAUUUCAAUUGCACAGACUUUCAUUUCUGACUAAGGAUUGGAAGGAUUAACCCAGAUUUUAGCAGUUCUCUCCAUGACUGGGUGGAUAGGAUUAAAAUCUGUGCUGCUCACUGUGGCUUUUUAUUCUAGUUUUUGAUUAGUUAUGUCUGUUGACCAGGGUGGGAAAUUUUCUGAGGUUAAGACUACAGCUAAAAGAAGUAUAGUGAAUUCACUGGAUUGCAUUGUAUUUUGACUAAAAAUACAGUCCAGACAUGCUUUGCCUGUUUACAGCACCACAAUUUAUAGUUUAGUAUAUUCUAGAUAAAUUUUGUAGUUUGAAGUAUUAAUAUAUAUAAAUUUAUCAUCUUUUGGCCGUAUAAAUACAUAUUUUAGGAAAAAAUAAUUGGGUAAAACAGGAAUGGCAUUAACAGGACCCAGCUGUAACAUCUUGAUAAGGACUGGCUGAAUGCAGCAGAAGUUUUUGGGCCAGAAGCUGGAAGGAUGUUCCUGUAUCUAAUUUCUAUCAGUGCAGCUAUUAGAAAUAGAGAAAUUUCAGGAAUACUGUCUGCAAUUAGUCUCCCACCUUCUAAAAAUCCCUGAUCCUGUAAUGAGCUUAGAAAUUCGUUGCUUCAGUGACCAGGGAAUGGAAGUCUCUCCUCCAGGAGAUGAGGUGAGUUGGUUUUGUUUAAUCUAGUAAAAAUGAACCUGGGAGGAGGAUAUGGUGGCUGGAUGCAGGAAGAAGAAAAACUGAUUAAACAACAUAAAAUCACAGAAUUUUCUAGGUUGGAAGAGACCUUUAAGAUCAUUGGACAACUGAAACUUGGGUGGGAAAUUGAAAGUGGUGAAUGGUAUUUAGUUGGAAAAUGAAGAAGCUUAGGAAUGGCAAGAAGCUGGCUGGUGUUAUGAUGGAAACUGGCCAAUGAAGAAGGAUGAGCAUGUUCUUCCUAAUUCUACAUUCUUCUUUAUGUUUACAGAAAGCUUGAGAUUGAGAAAACCAUGCAACAGUAUAAUAAUACUGCCUCCAAAUCCAGUCACGCUUAUAUAAGUGUUAGAUUUGGGAAAGGUGAAGUGGGAGGAGUAGGAUCAUGAUAUACUCCUUAUCAGACAGUCAAGGACUCUGCUCAUCAGCCUUGGAAAGAGACUGGCCUUAGGAUCCUUGUUGGAAUAUGGCAAACUAUGUUCUGAAAAUUUUCAAAGCCUCAUCUCCUAGAAAAGAACAUAACAUUUCCCCAGAAGUUAGAAGUAUCUUUACCUUUUUAUGUGAAGCAGGAGAACUCGACUUUUCUUCGGGUAUUUUUUCUUUUUGUAUUUUGUUCUUUUGUGCCUCAGGCAGUGACAGAAUUCUCAAGAGAGAUGUGAUGAAGAUGUACUCUCCACUUGGAAAAACGAUGCUGUUUGCUGCUUGUCAUCCUGGCGUGUUAGGGAAAAGGAGAACCCAUUACCAGCCCUGGAGCUGCGUGUCUGGGAGGUUGCAGUAUCCCUAACAGAACCCUUGUGUGUUCCGUGGUUUAGUCUCAGCCUAAGCUGGCAGUGAUGAUGUCUGCAUGUCAGACAUGCUGUGCAGUGCUUUAUAGAACCUAUAUUUGUGGGCAGUUGCAGCUGGAAACCCAAAACAUUACAGGUUUUUCAUGUCUGUGCUGGAUGUUUGUUGCCAUUGCGUGGUGGUAUUUCUGUCUGUAAAUAAUCAGGUGUUCUGGACCAACCAGCUGGUUUUGACACUGAAAAAUACCUUGAUGAAUAUUCUGACUCUCAUUUAAAACUUUGUCUCAUGGACUAAUUUUUUUUUUCCUUUGCUCUGGAGCAAGGGUUUGCAGUGAUUGCCAUGACACUCAGGGGAAUGAGCCAUGGGCUAGUACAUAUGUGGUGAAUAUAAAGAGGUUAUGAUAAUGUCAUUAUUGUAAGUAAUCUAGUCAAGGGAGUGGAAAUUGCUAUAUAAGUACAAUGAUAUUUUCUUUUCACUACUGUCCUGAGGAAAGGAUGAUUUCAGGUGUCUGUUCACAGAGCUUAAAGAGUCUUCAGCUAUGAAGGGUUCUUCAGAGACAUCACACUUUAUCUGGCCUUGUUGAGCAAUUGGAAAUGAGUGUCACUAUCACUGAGAAUUUGGUUUUAUUAUUGAAUAGCUAUUAAAAAAGGCUACAGAAGGCAAUGCUUUCCAGAAUCUAUAAUUUUUGUUCAGAUUCAAGCUGUGGAAGAGUGGAUUCUCAGUACCUGAGUGAAGUUCUAAGGUCACGAUACACAGCAGAACAGUAGGAAAGGAAGACUGUAAAACCUUAGUAAUGCUGCAUUGCCAUUUUCUGUGGCUGUGUUUAAAGAAUUGAAAUAAUGCCCUUGCAAGAACAGUCUUCCUAAAACACUUUAAUGAAGUGGGCAAAAUCUUUUUUCUGGUGAUUUGCUAUGGCUGGAGAGGAAGGUUAAAAUGAUGUGUUAAUGAAUGCUACAUAUGGUCCACAACACAUAGUUAGAACUGUUUGUAUUUUUUUCCUCCAAAAAAGGUUGAACAGCAAAUUGGAUAAAAUUCUGUUUCAAAGUGACCCAGCCUGUUUCUUCCCUGAAGCAAUUCACACUUUUUCCAGACUUCAUUAAUACUGGAAUUCUAAUCUCUUUAGCUCUUACAGCUGUUUCAUUUUCAGGGGCCUUCAUAGGCCAAUUAUUUUGUUAAAAAAUGCUUAUUAAUGAAAAUAUGUUGCCAUGUAGAAAGAAAAGGCCAAUGCAGAUUAAAAAAAAAGUGCUCCAGAAAUUUUAAGGCUGUCCUAGCUGUGCUUUUGGGAGAGAAGAAGAAAUAAAAUUGGAAUGGCAUACUUUGUUUUAGUGUUUUGAGUGGUUUUGUGAUGACCUUUUUUUCUUUUUGUUUUUUCCUUUUCUUUUCGUGGGACUGAUGUAAAAGGGAUACAUCUGUUUCUUUGUACUUACAUCAUUAAACAAGGAGGUAUGAGCUGCUGGAAAAAGUUAGUGUAGCUUUGUGAGUCCCUUGCCAGGCACCAGUUUCUUUUUGAAGCACAUGCCUUAACCUCUGAGUUGGCAAAGGCGUUAUCACUCAGUGCCUCUGUUUUCAGUGGUUUACUGAUGAGACCAUGUGCAGAGUCAUGAAAUAAAAUUGUGUUGCUAGCACAGCCAAAACCCCUGGAGCUGCUUCUGUGUCCACCAACACAGCCAUGUUUGCAUUUGUUCUCCUCUUGUUUCUUUUAUCGACUGAGGUUUCCAUUUUUGUUUUUGAGAGGACCACCAUCUACUUUCAGCUUUAUGUUCAUCAAGAAAGUUGUGUCUUGAUUUCCCUGAUCCCUCCCCUGUGCUGCCAAUGUCUCUCUAGACCUACUUUGCUGGGAGAGCUUUGGAAAAGUAUUUGGAGUUUAGGUUGUCUCUUCCAUCUUUUUUGCUCUUUUGCUGCUUCUGAUCUAGUCUGACUGGCACACAGAAGCCCUCAGGGCCAGGUGAGUUGCCUAUGGUUUGCCUCUGCCUUAAAAGUGAGAGUUGGCCUCCUGCCUCAGUUUCAUUGGAAAUGCCUUGGAGUGGCAGCUGUGCUUUGUCUGCUAUUCUGGACAGAAAACUUGCAGAAUUUGCCCAGUGUUUUUUCCAAAGGCAAGAUCAGCAUGCUGCAAAGAGAGCAAAACAUUAAGAAACAUCUAGAAAAUCAGCAAAUGAGCAGUCUGAUGUUUUAUAUUCAAUGAUGCUUUUGAAAAAAAACCUCCAUGCAUUCAGAAUUGCUAUAAUUUUAGUCCAAGUUAAACAUGAUCUCAAAAUCAGACCAUGAUUUUCAAAGCUGUCUGUUCUCAUGGAAGCCUGUAAGUUUAGAAGUAACUGUCUGAAUGGAUAUGCAGAAUAAUUUGUAGUCCUUAAAGGACGCAAGUACAAUACAAGGCAGACACAAGCGUGUAAAGAGCUCUUGCUCACGUACGAACAAUUGAUAUGUCAGUUGCUUUCUUUGGUGUCAGCUUCUAUUGAAGCAUUUAUUUUCUGCUCUUUAAGAGGUGAUUGAUGAGCUUGUGAGUGAUAAAUUUUCUCAAAAAUGGGUGCUGGUGAUACUGAGGCAUUUCUGUGACAGGGAGGAAUUGGAAAGGUUGCAGGUGUGACUCCUAGAGAAGGGUUAUGUGGGGCAGGUUCCUUCACUCCUCCAGGUACUAGCAGAUCUAAAGUUCAGGCUGAGACUUCGUCCAGGGGAUGGUCAAUCUGCUUUCUCAAACUUCAUCUGUGGUUUGGAAAUUACAGCAGUUUUUACUUUAUCAUUAUUUAAGACAUGGAUGGCUGAAUUGUGCUGCAGUGUUACCUUAUUCCAUGUACUCUCUGCUCAGACACAGCUUUGGUGUAUCCUGGUAAUAUUUUAGGGUUGAAACAGCAGACAUUAGCAGACACCCAGAUUUGGAAGGAGAGACUAGCUAAAGAGUUAUGACAAAAUGGAGCAGAGGAUGCUAUUACUCAGGCUGUCAGAAAAAUAGUUUCUGUAAAUUACAUGAUUUUAGUCCUUUCAGGGGAUGAGGGGAAAAGAAUAAAUGACCCAACAUAUCCCCACUCUGGCACUUACUAAGUUUUCCCAUUUUCUCCUAGUCCAGUGAAUAGUCUGUUAUUUACCCUACCGGGUAUAUGAAAAUCUGUAUUUUCCUCUGGCAUGUUGCCAUGUUGAUUAAAAUCCCACUGAUCUCGUUCUCUUUGGGAGCUGCCUUGAUGAAGUCUGAAGUUAUGAACUGUGAACUGUCUUCCACUGCAAAAAGUCUAUCAGGUAAAUAAGUUGUAAAUCCCAAAUGAGAACAAAUGCCCUAAUAGGAUACUGGGCUUGAAUAUUAAUUUUGUUAUUGACUAUUCCCAGUAGACUUGUAAUCUACUGACUGUUCAAGUAACCUGAUUUUCAGGCCUGAAUUAUCAGUAUGGCAACAUGUACCUGUGAAAUAAUGUGUGGGUAAUGAAAUACUCUCCUUCUCUAACUUUUAUUGGCCUUUCAUUGAGGAUAAUACACCUUUGAUGACUGAAAAAGACAAAACAAUAAACCAGAUAAAUAAACUUGUGCAUUGACAAGAAACCUAAAAAACUAUUUUCUCUGCAGGGAUACACUUUGCUAGGGUAGAUCAGUUGAGCUGAGGUGUGUGCUGAAACAUACUGAAGUGUUCCCAGUAUGUGUGUUAGCUGUUCAGGAAGUGCCUGCAUGCUCCUCUGUGAAAGGACCCUGGAUGUUGCAUUAAUCUGCUGAAAGUUAAAUUGUAACUGAGCAUGCCAUUCAGUAAAGCAGAAAGUACCUGGAAUCUUGAAUGAUGCUUUUCUUUUUAAAGAAUUUAUUCCUUUUAUAUUUGUAAGAGUAUUCAUCUCUGUGCCACUGGCCUAUGAAAGACUAGAAAUAAAUCCCAUUCCAAAUCUCCAGUUAUUAUCCUUGCAUAAAACCAAUUUACCACAUUGUUUAGGGGAAGUUACGACAUUUUGUGUCACACAAAGUAACAUCAAUCAGAAAAUUUUGCAUGCUGGUACCCAGUCCAGUGCAACAACAAUCACAUCACUGCAUCUCGUUCUGCUCUUUAGUUUGAGAAGAGUGAGCAGAGCACAGGACAACCACUGGGCAAAACCCAGUGUGAGGAAAGAUCACUGUGCUUUGAAAUCUGAAACAAAGCAAACAGCCUGGGAAGGAGGCUUAACAAGCUCAAGUUGGCUUAGGCAGCAGUGGAUGCGUGUGAAAUUGAAAAGCACAGUUGUUUGUGUGCUGGCCGUGCGUGCUGUUCAAGGAGACAAAAUUUGUGUUCCAUCUGGGAAUAUUAACAGAGUGUGUCUGUAGAAGAAAGACAAAACUGAGAAUUUUUGCUGUGUGCCAGUGUAAGUCAGUCCUUCAAGUAGUGUGCUAUUGAAUGAGUUGGUUUUAGCCCAGAAAUAUGUAUCUUGUUGCCUCUUUUUAUUGUGUGUAUUAUUUUUCCCCCUUAAACUUUCUAUUUGUUAUUAAUGAUAAAUAACAUUAAUAACAUCAGAGUCAAAAUGACAGCAUUGGUGAGACUAUGGGAAAAUAUUUGGUUAUGGAGGAAAAAAUGGAUAUAAGAGGUAUUGUAGAGGGGGCAAAAGAACUGACAUUUAUUAUAUGCAUAAAUGCAUUUUCUGAUUAUCAUAUGAAUGGUGUUAUAAUUGCUAAGAGAAAUGUGGUUGAUAUAGUUCAAGCUAUGAAAUCCAUUAUUUAAUGUAGCUGCAUGGUAUAUGAAAAUGCGCUGCAACCUAAGCAGCACUUCCCAUUUUAAGGAUAUUUUCUUCUGGUUCAUGCUAAAAAGUGAAAACAGACGAUGCCUACAUAAAAGAACAAUCAACAACUACUUACCAAAGUAAGCAGGGAUCUCAACUGAUAUCACUCCUGUUUCUGUACUUGUAGCAGGAAAUUUGGGUCUUUACAAAAGAUUGUUCUUGUCUGGGAUGCCCUUGAAGUAGUAGCUACAGUUAACUGUCCCUCUCUUGGAGUAUGGGAUUUCUUUCUUAAAAGAAAGCAGAACAGUGCUUUGUUUAACGAUAGCUGAUAGCUUGCCCCUUCCAAAUUGUGAAUAAUGUCAGGAUUCCCAUCUUGGCAUGCACUGCUGAGCUAUUUUCAGGAAAGUGCAAAUAGAAGCUAUAAUUCCUCCUGGCACAUCAGGGGUGUGAUGGAGGUGUCUGGCAGCAUUUCAGUAAAACAAUUAGGUUUAGUGGAAAGGAUUCCCUCUAGGCAUGACUGUCAGUCAAAGUAUAAAUAGAGGGUGAGAACCUACUACCCAGCCUUGGGACCUGGACAGCAAGUUCCAAGCCAGCCAGCACAGGUGAUAUGUAAUGCUUGUCCCAAGGUUUCUGGAUUUACAGCUUGCACACUGACAGGCAAGGGGCUUGAAAAUUAGAUGUGUUACAGUCUGUGAGAUGAGGCAGAACUUCAGAUAUUUCAGUGUUUGACGUUUGUAACAAGGUAUGUGGCAAGGGAAGGCAGCUGAGAUGCGGCUAAAUUUUGGGAAGAAUUCUAGAACGGAACUAUUUAUUGAAAAUAAGUUUUAAAAGGAGAUUUGAAACUCCAUUUGGCUCUGGUUGCACAAGAGCAUGAUGACAUGAUGAUUCAUUUGCUUUGUAGAAGUGGGCAAUUGUCACUUGCACCUCCACAGCUCACUCUAGGGAAUGGAACCAAUGACACAGAAACAGGUACUUGAUGUUUCCUUGAAAAGAAGUGACCAGGAACAUUACAGCACCUGGCCAGUGGAAUUUGGUUUCAAAGGUUUCAUAAUAAAGGGUUCUUUUGCAAGCUGAGUGAAAUUUGCUUUCUCUAACUUUUAUUUCUGGCAAUUCAAGUUGGUGAGAUGUCAAAAGCACUCGUUACAGUGACAUUAAUGGUGACAGUUCCUUCAGAGUGAUUGCCUUCUUUUAUCAGAGAACACAGGCAGGGCUGGUCUACAUGGAGCUUGCCUUGAGGGCACAAGCUGUGCUUUAUACUGUGGAUGGGUAUCUGGAAGGAUGGGUAUCUGGAACUUUCGUUGCUUAAUUAUUUAAAGUGUGUAACAAAAAAAGGUGAGGAUUAUUAUAUUCCUAAUUGAACUUGUGAAACAUAAUAUGAGAGUCCAUCCUUCUAUUAUUUUGUAUAUGGGAGCUGGCUUUUUAGAUAGGAUGUACAGAACAGGGCAUGAAAAUAUUGGAUUAUUAUUUUCUUCUUUUUGUGUUAUAGUGACUUUCCUUAAAAUACUUCUGCAUUUCUUGUUGCAGCAUUAGAAAUGUUUUCAUUUUCCCUGCAAAAUGUAGAGCCUCAGGGCUCUGUACUGCACCGGGUUCCUCUGCCAAGGCACAUCAAAGUGGGGAAAAUUCCAGUAUUAUUCCCUUACGGUUAGAGUCCACCUUCAUCUCGGACUCCAGUGCUAAGUUUUGCUGUGGGUUCUGGCAGUGCUCUACCUCCCAGUUACACCAUGAGGCUGCACUUGGAGAGAUAAUUUAGGCAAGGGGUCUCCUCCAAUUGACUCCCAUUUUACCCAUCAUUUUACCCUCCUGCUCCCUCCUCCCAGGAAUUCCACUGACAGCUCUUGCUGGUGGAGAUCUCCUGCAGCAACAUCUCCAAAAUUCAAGCUGAUCUUCAUGACUAUGUAAAUAAUUGGUUAAAGCUGCAAGGUCCCAAAUCCAGAAUAGAACAUGCUGUUUCAUUCCAGGCAGUUACCCGUGGAUUGUGGAAUAUUUAGCUGAUGGCUUGAAGACAGAUUUUGUGAAAAAGCUCCUGCAUCCUUUAGCUCUCUGCUGGAGAUUACUGGGCGAGAUUGCUUUAAGCGCGUUGGGUUCAAGCGUUUUACAUAACGGGGAGUAGAGGCAAGGCACGCAAGCAUCAGAAAGUAAAACUUUGGUUGUAGCUUUUCCUGGUUCCUAUUUCUUAGGGAUUUUGAAUUUUCUUUAUUUCAGGAACCCAUUUUGGAGCAAUGUGUCUGUGGUAUUUGGGAGAAUUUCUCUGGGCUGUUCAUUUCUUUGUGUGUUAAGAUACGUAAAUGAAUCUUCCUUUUGCCAUAUGCAGUUACCCUGAAGAUUAGCCAGACUUAGUGCGACUGUUCUGUGGCAGGUGUAGGGUUAAUUUUUAUUGUGAAUUAAGAACUUAGGUAAAAGUAGUUUCAGUUUUUCUUUCCACUGGUCCACGCUAUAAAUUUUCCUAGCUGUGUUGUGUGCUAUCCAGCCUGCUUUCUCCACUGUCAUCUGUUUGCAAAUAUGGUUAAAUGCUGGAAUAAAGCAAAGAGGUUAUGUGCAGUCAAGGCUGGUUUUUAUAAAAUACGUGACUUUCUUUUCAGACUUUCAAGGUAUUGGAAAGUGUAUCAAGAUGCGCUAAUGUUUGCUUUCAAGUGGAGGGAGUGGAUUCCUGCAAAAAAUAACAGAUGCUUUUAGUUAAGAUGAGGUACUGUUGAUUCAAAAAGCAUCUUUCCUUUGUCAUGUUUAAUAUGCAUCCUCCAUACUUAAAAAAUCCAAAUAGAAAUUGAGGAUGUGGAAGAAGAACAUCAAGAAUAACUACACAUUGUGGAUCAAUUAUAGUUUUAUUUUAUAAGAGGGAUUUUAAAAUUGAAAAUGGACGUUACUUUACACAUAACAUCAAAACUUAAUGCCUUACCUCAUAUAAACUGUUUUUGUAGGAAUAAAUCACAUUUAUUUGAUGUUUUUAAUAACUUUGGUUUUCUUUAUGCUAUAAUUAAUGUUCAUGCAUAACUGCACCACCAAAUAGAUAACAAGUGAAACUGGAGGCUCCAGUAGUCAUUUGGGAGAUGACUUAAGCUGUGGGAUAAGCAUAAUAGUUGGAUCUAUUUGCUAGAAUGAUCCGUAGUGGUUGGAAGCUACAAUUUAGAAGUGAGACCUGCACUUCCUAAUGAUCUCUCUGAGAUGAGAAAUUUUGAUUAUCUAAUCUUCUGAAUAUUCAGGAUCUGAUCUUCUGAAGAUUCAGGAAGAUCAUUUUACGUCUGCUUGAACUAUUUAAGGAUAACUGCUGGUAGAUGUGAUGCUAACCAUAAAAAUUCUUACAAAAAUUGAAAUCUGGAACUUGGCUUCAAUAUUUUGAAGGAGAUAAAUUUUUGGUGCAAAAGAGUUCCCUUUGCAUGGGGGUGUUUUGCCUCCUUUUCUGUGCUGAAGGUGAAGAAAACAAAUCCCCUGGUUUGUUACACUGAGGACCCAGUUUAGGGCUAAUUCUUUUACGGACUGCUCGAGGUGUGUGAACAUGUCAGAGGAGUGCUGUGCCUGUGGCUCCUGCUUCUAAAGAUGAUGACUUAGUAGCUAUCAUUUCUCUGCUGCAGCAUCAUUUGCUGCCUGUGUGAGGCUUCCAGCUGCAGACUUCAGGGACUGUCAGAACUGCUUGUCUCAUGGAAAAACAAAAGUACUGUCCAGCAGGAACAUCUGAAUCAGUCUGUCUCUGUGAAGAGACAGUGUGUUUCUUCUACAGCUGUAGCUGCUCAGGACACUUCAGAGCCAUGGGAUGUUGGUUCUGUGCAGUUGAUCCAGUAUGUGGGUCUCAUCCACGAGCUUAAAUAAGACCAGAAUGGAAGUCUCCAGGUUUGGGACCUGUACUGGUACUGGGCACAGGCAUCAGUUUUUCAUGUUGGCAUCCCAAUGGUAGCAGCCCUGGGGUGUGUGUUGGGGCAGGAGCUCAGUCUCUGUCACGGUGCAGUUGCAAGGGAAAUGCUUGUUGAUUUGUGUAUACCAACUCUUGAGGGUCUCCUGGUUGUUUCUAAAACUCUGUGAUUCAUUACUUCAUCAGAUCCAUACCCUCAGGAAUUCUCUCGUGUGGGAGUGUGCAGAAUAACCUUGGGAGGAAUUGCCAAGGUUUUUCAUUUUGGUCUGUUUAAAGGAAUGCAAUAAGAAAAAGAAAGGACUGGUAAUUGUGAUGACAAUUAUGACUGCUGGUUUUCUUCAGAAUUUAGCACCAGUAAAGUGCACCUCUUAUAUAGGGCAAGCUAUGAGUUGUGAAAUGACAAUGCAUCUUUGGUUGUUCUAGGUCAGCAUUGAUGUGCAUUGGAUUUCAGGAUCUAUGAAUGUCAGUCUGCCACAUCAUUUAUAUUUGGGUUUAUUUUUAGUUUUUCUAGUUGAGUAAACUUUGAGUUUCUGGAGGUGCUAUAGACUUCAAGUGCCCAGGAGACAGAAUUUCAGCAGUUGCAAUCUUGUGCCUCACUAAAGAAGUAAAUCUUCCUUGGCAGAGUGUCGUGACUGUAUCAAAUGCUUCUGCUCAGAAUUUGUUGCUAUGGAUGUUCUUUUGUCCUAAGAUCAUGAAGGAUCAUCAUUCUGUUCCUGCAGAAUAUUACAUCUUGCUGCGUGGUGCAGGCUAUGUGUGGACAUCCCACUGACAGAGUAAGAUUGCUCCUGAAUGAUGCCUGAGUGCAGGGGUUUUGUUCAGAAGGGGUUAACUCACUGAGUUAGCAUCCCUAAGUGCUCAGUUGCUGGGAUGCUUGCCAGAUGAGGUCAUGGAUCCAAACAAUAAAAAAACAAACUCCAGAGGUCAAAUGUGCCCACGUCAAUGUAAAGCACAAGUACCAUGAAUCCAAGCUGGAUUCCCUAUCCAAGAUCCUACCAAGCCUGGGACGUACCUGGUUCUCCAGUAUGAUAUCCAUUCUGCACAUGCUUGGUUGCACAAUCCCUGCUUAAAAACUUCCUGGCAACCUUGCAGGGGGAAUGACUUUUUACUUUGUGAGGUGGGAGACAAGACAACUCAAAGAGCUGUGGGGGUUUUGGAUUGGGUUUAUUCUGCAAGCUGUUUUGGUGUGUGUGAAGCCCUGCUGCCUCAGCUCUCUGCUGAGGUAGAAGCCAGCCCAGGGAUUGCUCUGUGUGAGCUGCAGUGACCCUCCCUGGACACUGGCACUGGGAGAGGGAGGAGAAAGCCCCAUUGCAAAGUUUUUGGGAGACUGGGCAAUGAAGAAAUGAAGGAAUGUCUGCCACUGGCUGGGACUGACACUUUUUGGGGUGGGGUAGAGACCAGAGAUGAGCAGUAUUGCUGUCUGUGACAGGACUGGCAUCUGAGGCAUCUCCACAUAGUGGAGUUGUAGGUACAUAUAUGGUGAAGGGAAUGAAAUGAGGAAGGAGAAGAGGGAUGAAAUGUUUUGGCUUUAAAAAAAAAUUCCUGGACUUCUGAGCAAACGCUUUUCUUCAGUCAGAUCCACUGCAGUUCAUGCCUAGAGUAGUUUUUUUUUCCCCCAGCUCAUCUGUAGUUCUCCUCAGUGCACCUUUCCCCAUGAGAGGAGGGAGAGCAGCUUGCUGCUGCAGGAGGAAAGCAUCUGUGAAUAACUUCUAGUCAUGUUCCAUUCCGAAAAAUCAAUACAGCUGGGAGAUUUCAAUUGGAGGCAGUAUGCUUGUUUUCAUCUACAGCUCACAUGAAACCUAAAAUUUAUGUGCAUAUUUCUUACAGAAUCUCCCAUCUGUUACCUCAGAACAUGUUUUCAUAUGUAUAAAUAAGCUUAAUUUGCAGUUGAGAGAACAUAAAAAAUUAUCCAUAGGCUCUGUAGGUAUCUCAGGGGUUGCCUUCUGCAGUAAUGUGGUGAAAUGAAGACUGUCCAGGAGUUAGUAUUAAUGAUACAAGAAGGAUCAACUUAGGUUGAGAUUUUAUUUUACAAUUUAAAUCAAGAAAGGUAUUUUUAGGAACAUCUUGGUAACUUUUGCUUUUGCUGAAAAUUUGGAACUAGUGCAAACUUAUCUUCCUUGCCUAGGACCCUAGUUUUUAAAUGAUCUACCCCACAAAUACAUAUUCCAUUACUAUAAUUAUGCUUUUCAUGUGUAAUUUACAUUACAGGUGAAGAGGAUCCAUAGCUUUAAAGGACUGACUGUACAAUUUCUCAUGAGAUCUUCAAGUUUUAAAGACUCCAAGCCAGUAUCACAUGCCAUGCAGGAGAAAUCACCUCCUUUCAGUUAGCCUUCUCUCACAAAGCUUUUCUGCAGUUUCUUAAAAGAUUCUCACAAUAUUCUUGUGUUAUAUAUCAGAGACUUUUGACCAAUAGCCAGAGGCCUUGUAAUAUUCAACUGGAGCGCAGGAAAGUGAAUUGGGAAUUAAUUCUAUUUGUAUUUCAGAAGUGGUCAUCAGCUCCAGGUGGGGGAGAGAUGGGUGGACUUGUAGAACACUCUCAGUGCCAAUCUGCUUUGUAUAAUCCUCUUGACUGGGAAGUUGGAGCCUUCCUGGAGAGAAAGUCUUGAGUGGUAGAUUGAAAGCCUUGUCUAGAAUCAAGCAGGAACUGAAUCCUGGUAGGACAGAGAAAAUAUAUGUCUGAUUCUAGGAAUUUCACCUGAGCUGAAGAAACAGCAAGAGAAAGGAAAAGCUGACUGCAGAAAUAGCACAGUGGAACACUUAGAAGAAAGUUACUGACUGAAACCUGUCACUGAAGGGUUUUGCAGUAAUAGUCCUCAAAGCCUCUUCUCUUCCAUUUGCAUGGCUCAAAACCAUUUUGUCUGUAAAAAAACCCCGUUAUUUAACUAAAAAACUCUGUUAUUUAACUACAAAAACCUAAAAAACUCUGUUAUUUAAUUACAGCAGGUAGUAUUUUCUCAAGUGAUGCCCCAGUAAAGAGGAGACCCUGCUUUGCUCACUGCUCUGACUGGGGCUGUGCUAGGCAAGCCUCUAACUGUACUGGCAGCAUCCCAAAUGUGGCAGUGCCCACACCUGCACCUGUCUGAGCUAGAAACUAGUUCAUUUUGAGAAUUUGCUGGGAUUGAGAGAUAGUGGCCCAUUUUGCAUGAGAGAGCAAGUAAUGAAUGUUAAUGUGCAGUGAAUUUGUCAAAAAGCAUUAAUAGGAGAAGAGUGUGUGUUGGGAAGCAAUUAAACCUGAGCUGAUGGAGGAAGCUCACUGUACUGUGAGAUUACCUGCCAAAUAUGCUUAGACAAACAAAAUGUGCAUUGUAAGUAACAUUUCAUGUCUUAGCUGUGACCUUAAGUGAUAUUUUAAAGGGGUAUUUAUUGAUAUUCAUAUAUUUGUACAAGUUAGUCCUAAGUGGGCUUUGCAAGCUUUAAGAACUAAUAGAGAACCAACACAAACCAGGUUGAAAAGGUAUUUUUCCAAUAUAUCACUGAAUUUGUGGGGUCCUCUUAUAUAAUGAGUGAUCUAGAUUAAAGUUGCUGACAUUCAAAUAAAGGCACCCAGUGAGAAAAUCCCAGCAGUUCUCUCACUGGUUCUUCUCACACUUCUAGAAUGAAUUUACACUUUCUUGAACAGAUGAGAUCGAGCUCUCUCAUAGUGCUUUCUUUACUCUAUAAAAAAGUGUGAAGCAGCCUUCUGUAGAGAAAUAGGCUAGAGUCAGUAGAGGUUCUCUGACACAUUCUCAGUCUUCUCAAUUUUCAUGACUCUACAACAAGAAUGCCCGAGGCCUAUUUUCAUAAAUACAUUACAAGCUAUGCAUUGUAAUUUAAUUAAAGUAAUGGCUGCUGGUAGAUGAAUACACAAGCAACUUUAUAAAUAUAUCAGUGUUGGUUAAACAUCUAUCAGAAUUGCCACCUGGUCCUGUCCAUUUUGCCAUUGUAGGUAGGAAAAACACUCUGAAGACUGCUAAUCUUGAGGUGCUAUAACUUGUAUGGAACCCAGGGUGAUUCUGAUGAUUUGCUCCUUAAACUCUCUGUAGGAUUCUGCAGUAUAAAUUGGACAUUGGAUGAUGGCAGAAUGGUCAGGGAUUAAAAGCCUAUCCAUUAUCUCAAGAAAAAUUUAAAGCUAAUUUCAAUUCCAUUCUUUUGGGGACAACUAUCUGGAUAGGAAAUAGCUCUAGAUAUGUCAGAUAUAAUUUUUUUAAUUGAGAUCCUUGAAAUACUUUCCUUUUUCUCUCAACUUCUAUGUAAAAAUAGACAGGAAAGUAAGCCAAGUAAUUUUCAUCUGAACCCAAUUCCUUAUGUUUGAGUUUUCAGUGCAAAAUUUCAGCAUGAUCCUUUGAAGAGAGUGUUGGUCUACUGUACAUGUGCAAUGACUGAGGAAAAAGAGUUGCUGACAAAGAAAGACUCAUCUUUAUAGCAAAGGAGCUUAUGAAAGUCUACAUCGGAAAUUAGUUUAGAUCUUGGCUGUAAAUAGAAACAGUAUUUUUCAAGUGAAAUUUUGUUUGUUUCUGCCCUUUGCUCUCUACUUUUGAAUAAGACAUGAGUCAAGCAUUAAUCCACUUCUGCUUCUGAGUUAUGAUGAUAAAAGAAUGAGGAGAUAAUUUGAGUGAUCCAAGGAAAAUGAUUUAUCUUUCUAUGAGGUUUGCUGCUAAAGGUAUUUUAUUGUAUUAGAUCACCUCAGCUGGUGCACAUAAAGUUCUAAUUCCUGUCUACAAACCUCACCAGUGAUGCUUAUCUGCAGCCAUAGAACAUGGCUUAAUCAGCUCAGUAAAUAGUGCAGCCAGCCUGAAAUUUGCUGGAUCCUGUGUGUUUAGGUACAAAUGCAUUUGGGAAUGUGGUGAAUAAGUCUCAUUUGCCCAGUGGUAUUCUCCAGAACCUGGAUGUAUCCAGAGAAACAGAAUUCCACAGUGUUUGGAUCUUGGUAAUACCAGCCAUUUUUCUGAUAAAUCCUGUAUGAAGAAAGGAUCUUUUCAUGCUUCUUGGAAGCCUUUCUUUUCCUUCUAUCUUGCCAUGCAUGCUUAUAAUCUCUUCUAGUCUUUGUCCCCUAGGCUGGCUUUGUACUUGCCAAUUCACAUGUCUGCUUAUGAAGGAAAGAGAUCUUGAAAUCAAGUAAGCUUCAGUACUAGGAAUAUAAGGUCUAACUAAUAUUUACAGUUCCUUUAGUUAUUUUUCUUGUGCUUUAAGAAUUCAUGUUCCCUGAACAGCUAUUGAAGAGCUGAAGGCCAUUCAGUGGACCUAAGUCAGACUUGGUGCAGUGUCUGAAUAGCAAAUGUAACCACUUAAACUAGAUGUUGAAAAAGGUGAUGUCAAUACCUUUCUUUCCUGGCCCAUUUCAUUAGAUAAUGUGCAUAUUAUUUCUACUUUGUAUUGUGAGUUAAACUUUUAAUUCUGUGACUGCAUUUAAAUGCAAACCAUUUCUUUUCAAAUUCAAGUCCUUAAAUGAUGUUUUUCCAAUUCAAAUAUCAUGGUAAAAUAUAUUCCCCCAGAGGCUUGGUACAGUGUGAAAAUGUGCGAAUAAUGGAUACAUGUGCAGUGUACAUCUUUCUCCAGAUGGUACUGUUCAAAUUUAUAGUGUGUUGCAUAAUUGCUUUAGAAGAGGCUGAAUGAAUUUGCCUAAUUUUAAAAUUUCUUUUGUAAAUGUUGAAGGAUUUUUCUUGCUAUGUGUGAUGCUAGUUCAUUGCCAAUUUUGCCACAGCACUGAUCUAUAGCACAGACACCUGUGUUAAAAGAAGAUACAACCAUCCUAUCUGUUACCAGUUGAAGGGCAAACAGUUCUUGUGAUUUUUAAAAAAUAAGUUUAACUAUUGAUUCUAGCAUAUCAGUAAAAUAAGCCUUUUUGCCUUUAGAUCAACAAUUCACGUGAGUCAAUGCAUUGGUACUAGGAAUGAUUUUUGAUUGAUUAGUAUAAGAAAGCUUGGAAAACUCCUUUUCCUUGCUGCUUCCCUGAUUCUGUUAGGAUAUUUAUUGAGUGUCCAAGCUGUGGUCUUGUACCAUGAGUAGUUGUUGGAGUACAGCAUUUAGCUACUUGUAGUGUGUAUAUUUCCUAGUGAUUCAGAAAUUACUGUGGAAGCUGAGAGAUGUUUGUUAGUGUUGGCUCAGGAUGCUAUCUUAAUGAAACAUAUAGUCCUUCAAAUGUGCUUAACAAAUUUAGAAAAAUUCUCAUGUUUCUUAACAUUGUGUUAAAUGCAAAGAAAACCAGUAAAGCUGUCUGGGAGAAAAUGUUUGCAAAAGUGUGCUGGGUGAGUCACUUUGUACAAGCAGAUGUCUUCACUGCUUAAAAUGAAGACCACUUGUAAAACAUACAUUUAGGGAUGACUUAUCAGGCUUCUGCCAUUCAUGACCUUGGACAGAAUUCUGCAAUCCAUUUACAAAUUUAAUCUGUGCAUGAUUUCACUUUAAGGACAGUUUGUGUUGGAGGAGGAAGGAAGCAAACCUGAAACACUUAUGGUAAAAUCAAAAGCUUUAUUUUGGUUUUCUCUGAACCUCUAUCUGCUGUUUUCUAGUGGAGUAGAAUGGAAUAAGAUCUUAUUUUAUCACCCGUUUCUGCCCUCUCUGUUUAAUUCACUUUUGGUUUUGAUAAGAACACGUGGAUCCCUAUAAGUCUAUGGGAUCUGAUGGAAUUCAUACAAAAGUACUCGAGGGGGUGGCUGAGGCCUCAAUGGUUUUUGAAAGGUCUCAGGAAUCUGGAGAGGUACCAGUUUUCUAGAAGCUGGCUAAUGUCCAAAUUUUAAAAAAGGGCAAGAGGGAUGGUCCUGGCUACAGGCCUGAUGAUCUCACUUUGAUGCCUGGUAAGAUUACAGAGAUGAUCAUUCUGGGAGUUAUUGAAAAACAUCUGAAAGACAGCGCAGUCAUCUGUCACAGCAAACACAGGUUCAUGAGGGGGACGUCCUGCUUGACAAAUUUCAUUUCCUUUUCUAACAAGGUAACUCAUCUAGUGAUCAAGGGAAACCAGUUGAUGUAAUCUUUUUGGGUUUCAGUAAAGCUUUUGUUACUGUCUCUCACAGGAUCCUUCUGGACAAGAUGUCCAGCCCACAGCUGGAUAAACACAUCACAUGAUGGGUGAGCAACGGGCUCAUGGGUUGAGCAGAGGGUUACAGUGACUGGGGUGACACCAGGCUGAUGACUUGUCACUACAGGGGUUCCACAGGGCUCCAUCCUCGGUCCUGUGCUCCUCAAGGUCCUCAUACAUGACUUGGAAGGGAUGCUCAGUUUGCUGAUGGUACUCAAUUGGGAAGAGCCAUUGAUUCCCCUGAAGACAGAGAGGCCCUGCAGAGAGAUCCUGACAAACCACACAGCUGGGCAAUCCCCGCUGUGUGAAGUUUAACAGAGGGGUGACUGCUUUGUUCAUUUAAGAAACAGCAAACUAUGUUUAAAGUAAUUGAAAACUAAUUUAAACUUUAUCAGUUUUAAUUUGUUAAAAGGGAAUCAAGGUGACAUCUUUGGCUCUAAAAUGUUGACACAAAAAUAUUACUGAAAGUGGCAAAAUAUGAAUUACGUUAAAAGCACAGUGGUGACAGCAGCCACCACCUUGCUGCAACUAAUUUUAUGGAUUUUUAGUACAAUAAUUUAUUUUGUAAGAUUCCCUAGAGAGAUCUUGAAAUGUAAAAAGAAAAAUAAAAACCCAAAAUCUCUAGAACAUUGGAAGAAAGAAAUAAUGAAAAAAUUAUAUAGCUCCUUUAAUAAACUAGUGUUCACAUUCUGGUCCAGACAAAAUCUGUCAAAUUAAACACUCAUUAACCCAAAUGAACCCUUAUUUUAAGCAUUAUCUCUUUUGGUCAAACUCUGCCAUUGGUGGAUAAAAUGCUAUUAAUGACUGUACACUGAGAAUCUACCGAGGAUUAUCUUAGAACAGUUCUACACGUGCCAACACCAGCUUUCCAUGAUCUUCCUGGCACUCUGAUAAGUGUAUAACAAUUGAAAUGAUACCUGUCAUUCAGUUUGUCUGUAUUUUGGAAAUUGCACAGCUUGCUGAACUUUGUUCUGAAUCUGUAAUUAGCUACUUCUAGCAGAAAAAUGAGUUACUAUUCUAGUCUACCAAGACUCAUAAUUGACUAAAUUUGGAUCUUCCAGGAGUCAGUAUGUCUGUCUGUAUUUUAGCCUCAUUUAUAACUUCAUGGAAGACUGACCUUUGCUUUGUACUUCAUGGCCCAUUGUGCUCCAUAAGGUUAAAUGUAGCCUACUCUGUAUAACUGUUUUAUAGAUCUAAAAUAAUAUAUUUGUUUUACUAAUGGUUAACUUCUAAGAGUUUCAGACAUGCUUGCUCCUGCACUCCCGGCAUGUGGGUUUCAGACUAAAAGGUUUGUACUUAAUUAUGUGGACUUUAAUAAAUCUGGCAAUCAAGCCAUGCAAAGCAGCAUGGAUGCAUUGGCAAUGUAGCCAGACUGUCUAGAAUUCAAAGUGAUUUAAGGGGAAAAGCAGGACCUUGGAUGGGGGAAGGCCAUGCUGUAACUUUUAAGCUUUCAGAUGCAAGAUUUAUAUGUUCUUCUUUUUUUUUCCUUUACAGUAGGGGGAUAAAAGAAUAAUUUUGUUAUUAGAGUAAGAGGCAAUGGGUUUGGAGAAAAUAUUUUACAGCUGCAUAAAAAGAACAGGUUACAUGCAUUAGUUCUAGUAGUAGCAAUACCAUGCUAGAUUUGUAUAUGGCCCUAGAUAUUUGUGAUAAUUUAUGCCAGAAUUUCCUAUCUGUAAAAGAGAUACUGAGAAGGAUAACUUUUAAAAUUAAUUUUCUUCUGAGGCACUGUUAAUUUUGUGUUCUCUGCUCAAGAUUUUACUUAGUGGAGGGUUAUUGUGUAUAACAGAACCUUCACAGAGUUUUGUCCUUUGGAACAUUACAAAAUUCCUUGUUACUGGGUACAAAUAUACUGUAGUCCAAUCUAGAAGCAAUAAAAACUAAAGUCACAAGGAAAAUCAUGUCCUAAGAAUGUGACAGUUGCCUUGAGAAAUAAUUUACCAGUGUGGGGAAGUUGUGCACUGUUUUGAUGAGUUUUGUUCACAAGUCAAAGGAUGUCUUGAAGUGGUAGAAGGAGGGCUUGGCACCAUUUGUUCGUUCUUCCAGACGGUCCUGGUGACAAUAUAGGUUACAUCUGUUUGUCUGGACAUGUGAUGCUGACUAGUGGUGACUUUUUGAAGUCUGGCAUAUGCGUCAAAGCCAAGUGAUGAAGUGCUGAACAAGGCCAAACCAUUUAAGGACUUUGGUGCAACCUGGAACAAGGCCUGGACUAUUUUGGUUCUUGGCCUGAGCAAGAUCUGCUGUGCACGUCUGCACCUCAAUCAGCAUUACCAAAGCGUGAGAGAGAGCCAAGAAUAAAAAAGUGAGAAACUGGUGUCUUUCCAAGGCUGUGGGCAAAGUUACUAAGGUGGAGAAGCAGCUGGGACAGCUGUGGUGGAAGGGGCAGCGUGGGCUGGUAGGGCAAGUCCCGCUGGGCUCAGCAGGGGCAGGAUGUCAUGUCCACGUUCUUCCAGUUUGGAGCUUCCAUCCAGCAAGAAGCCAUUAUCAUGCUGAAGAUCAUGCAGGAUUAUGACUGGCACGUGUUCUCUCUGGUGACCACCACUUUCCCUGGAUAUCGAGAUUUCAUCAAUGUCAUUAAGACCACUGUGGAAAACAGUUUUGUGGGCUGGGACAUGCAGAACAUCAUCAUACUCGAUACUGCCUUUGGAGAUGCCAAAACCCAAAUCCAGCUGAAGAAAAUCCAUUCAUCUGUCAUCCUGCUGUAUUGCUCCAAGGAUGAAGCUGUCUACAUCCUGGAUGAGGCUCGGUCCCUGGGCCUUACUGGCUAUGAUUUCUUUUGGAUAGUUCCCAGCCUGGUUAGUGGUAACACAGAAAUCACUCCCAAGGAGUUUCCUUCAGGACUCAUUUCAGCAGCUUAUGAUGAGUGGGACUACAGUUUGGAAGCUCGGGUACGGGAUGGCCUCGGGGUCAUUGCCACUGCUGCAUCAGCCAUGCUGGAAAAGUACUCCUUCAUUCCUGAAGCAAGAACGAGCUGCUAUGGACAGCUGGAGAAAAACGACCGGCCCUCUCAAACCUUGCACAAGUUUAUGAUGAAUGUGACGUGGGAAGGCAGGGAUUUGUCCUUCACAGCAGAUGGUUACCAGGCCCACCCCAGGCUGGUGGUGAUCGUGCUGAACAACGAGCGCGAGUGGGAGAAGGUGGGGAAGUGGGAGAACAACUCCCUGAGCCUCAAGUACUCGGUGUGGCCGAGGUACAGCUCCUUCGCAGACAGCGACCCCGACGACAACCACCUGAGCAUCGUCACCCUGGAGGAGGCUCCCUUUGUCAUCGUGGAGGAUGUGGAUCCUCUCAUGGAAAGCUGCCAAAAAAACACCGUGCCAUGCCGGAAAUUUGUCAAACUUAACAACAAAACUAACGAGGGAACUAACGUGAAGAAGUGCUGCAAAGGAUUCUGCAUCGAUAUCUUGAAGAAGUUGUCUAAAACUGUCAAGUUCACGUAUGACCUGUACUUGGUGACGAAUGGGAAGCAUGGCAAAAAAGUCAAUAACGUGUGGAAUGGAAUGAUUGGUGAAGUGGUGUACCACCGGGCAGUGAUGGCUGUGGGCUCUCUCACCAUCAACGAGGAGCGCUCGGAAGUCGUUGACUUUUCGGUGCCGUUCGUGGAAACUGGGAUCAGUGUCAUGGUGUCACGGAGCAAUGGCACAGUUUCACCAUCUGCUUUCCUAGAGCCUUUUAGUGCUUCUGUCUGGGUGAUGAUGUUUGUGAUGCUUCUCAUCGUGUCUGCCAUGGCUGUCUUUAUUUUUGAGUACUUUAGUCCUGUAGGAUACAACAGGAACUUAGCACAAGGGAGAGAUCCCCACGGACCAUCCUUCACCAUUGGGAAGGCAGUGUGGUUACUGUGGGGUUUGGUCUUCAACAACUCUGUGCCUGUGCAGAACCCCAAGGGGACCACGAGUAAGAUCAUGGUGUCAGUCUGGGCUUUCUUUGCUGUCAUUUUCCUGGCCAGUUACACUGCCAACUUAGCUGCCUUUAUGAUUCAAGAGGAAUUUGUUGACCAAGUGACUGGGCUGAGUGAUAAAAAGUUUCAAAGGCCACAUGAUUAUUCACCUCCUUUUCGAUUUGGAACGGUCCCAAAUGGAAGCACUGAGAGGAAUAUCCGAAACAACUACCCUGAUAUGCACCUUUACAUGACCAAGUUUAACCAGAAAGGAGUCGAGGAUGCUUUGGUCAGCUUGAAAACUGGGAAGUUGGAUGCUUUCAUCUAUGAUGCAGCAGUGCUGAAUUACAAGGCUGGGAGAGACGAAGGCUGCAAACUUGUCACAAUAGGCAGUGGGUACAUCUUUGCCACUACUGGCUAUGGGAUUGCUCUCCAGAAAGGAUCACCUUGGAAGAGACAAAUUGAUCUCGCCCUCCUUCAGUUUGUGGGAGAUGGGGAAAUGGAAGAGUUAGAAACCCUGUGGCUGACUGGUAUUUGUCACAACGAGAAGAACGAAGUGAUGAGCAGCCAGCUGGACAUCGACAACAUGGCAGGAGUGUUUUACAUGCUCGCAGCAGCCAUGGCACUCAGCUUAAUAACCUUUGUCUGGGAGCAUUUAUUUUACUGGAAACUUAGAUUCUGCUUCACUGGAGUCUGCUCAGAUAGGCCGGGAUUGCUGUUCUCAAUCAGCAGGGGUAUUUACAGUUGCAUUCAUGGAGUACACAUUGAAGAGAAGAAGAAGUCUCCUGACUUUUCUUUGACCAAUUCACAAACCAACAUGUUAAAACUGCUGCGAACAGCAAAAAACAUGACCAAUAUCAACCCUCCAAGAAUUGACUCUCCCAAAAGAACAGCUGAUUUCAUUCAGAGGGGUUCUUUGAUUAUGGACAUGGUCAUGGAUAAGGGAAACUUGAUAUUUUCUGAUAACAGAUCUUUUCAGACAAAGGACAACUUUUUUGGUGACAACAUAAGUGAACUGCAGACGCUUCCUGGCAAUCGACACAAGGACAAUCUGAACAACUAUGUUUUCCAAGGGCAGCAUCCUCUCACACUGAAUGAAUCCAAUCCAAAUACAGUAGAGGUUGCAGUAACAACAGAAGCAAAAGUGAACUCUCGACCCAGGCAGCUUUGGAGGAAAUCUGUCGAAUCUUUACGCCAAGAUUCUGUACGUCAGGGCCAAGGUUCCCAGAGAGAAAAUGGGUCUGAGGAAAACAGGCAGCUUUCAUUGAAAAGCCAAAGAUACCUUCCUGAAGAGAUUGUCCAUUCAGAUGUCUCAGAGACAUCAAGCAGAGCUACUUGCCACAUGGAAGCUGAAAACAACAACAAGCACCACAAAACCAAGGACAAUUUUAAAAAAAGGACAGUAGCAUCAAAAUACCCAAAAGACUGUAGUGACGUGGAACUGACAUAUCUGAAAACCAAACAGGGCUCUCCACGGGAUAAAAUCUACACGAUUGAUGCUGACAAGGAGCCAGGAUUCCGCUUGGACACACCUCAGUACAUCGAAAACAUUGUCCUUCCAGAACCUGUAGAGCUUCCUGAUGUUUACCAAGAUCACAACGACAACUACAGGAAAGCCGAAAAGGCCAACAGGACUCCAUCACAUAAUGAAGACAGUCUUCCAAAUAAUGACCAGUACAAACUUUAUGGAAAGCACUACACUCUCAAAGAAAAAAAUACUUCCCUAGGUGACAUGAACGAUAGGUACAGGCAGAAUUCCACCCACUGCAGGAGCUGUCUCUCCAACAUGCCCACCUACGCAGGGCACUACUCGACCAGAUCUCCCUAUAAAUGCGAUGCAUGCUUGCGGAUGGGGAACCUCUAUGAUAUUGAGGAAGAUCAGAUGCUGCAGGAUACAACGAACUUAUCACUUCCUGAAGAAAUAUAUGAGCGUACUUGGUCACAAAGUAGUGCUCUGCAAUAUCAUAAAAAGAAUAAACUGAGGAUUAGCAGGCAACACUCUUUUGAUAAUAUCGCUGAUAAGUCCAGGGAAAUUGAUAUUGGAAGACCUUCUCGUAGUAUAAGCUUGAAAGAAAGAGAGAAAUUUCUUCAAAGUAGUCCAUAUGCAAGCAUGUUUAGUGUUCCCUCAAGCAAACUGUUGAGCAACAAGGCCUCACUUUUAACUCAUGCUCUGGAGGACAGUAAGCGGAGCAAGUCCCUGUACGCUGUUCACUCGGAUGAUAACCCCUUCCUGCACUCCUAUCGUGAUGACCAGCAUUUAUCUCUUAGGCGAAGUCCAGCUGAUCUUUAUAAACAUUCAUUGCCAACAAGAGGAAGAAAUGAUAAUUAUUUAAGGUCAUCCAUACAGUCUACAGCAUCAUACUCUUCCAGGGAUGGUCGGAUCCAUAAUGACAUGUACAUUUCAGAGCAUGUUUUGCCUUACGUUGCAAAUAGGAAUAGCUUUUACUCAACUCCAAGGGUUUUAAACUCCUGUAGCAAUACACGUGUGUAUAAGAAAAGGCCUAGCAUUGAAUCAGAUGUUUAAAUUUUCCAUGAACACUUUAUCUAUAGGGAAGGAAUAGUUGCCACCAUCUUAGAGGGAGAAUUUUUCCUUUAACAGUAUCCUGCUCUGGUAAAUGAUACGUAAACCUCUCCCUUUCCCAAUGUACUUUUGUACAUGAAUAGGUAAACUGGUAUGCUCUGAUCUAUCCUUUUAAAAUAUGUCUUGUUAAAAAGGAUAAAAUCCAGCCAUUUAUGUGUGCUUUAUAUAUAAAUGGCAAGUUGUACUGAAAUAGCCCCAAUAUAUGUUGGCAACUAUGCUGUUUUGUACCUAAUUAUUUUACUAUUUCGGUUAUUCUAAUUUAUGUUGCUAAGUAUCAUUCAAUGUACUUUUGUCCUUAGAAAUGUUUAAUGAUUUUCUAGUACUGGAUAAGCAAUAUGGUAUGCAUGUAGUAUGACACAGACAACAAGAAAUAGGGAUGCAUUUGCACAGAUUCAAAAGUAAAAGAGAACAGGAAGAUAAGACUUCAAAAAAUAUAUUUUAGCUUCAUAAUCAUUUUCAAAACCAAAUAAUAAUUUAAAAAAAACCCAAACCCCAAGACCUUAAUAAAUAAAAUACAGUGUGUUAGCACAAAAUUAGGAUGUUCCUUCUAGACUGACAGACAGUAGAUGGGAAGGCAGUAACCCCAAACAUGUGAACUGCUGUGUACCAAAAGGAAGCCCCACAGAUAUUGGUUAAUGUUCAUGUACAAAUGCUUUUCUUAUAUUGCACAUGCACUUACCAUUACAAAGUUCAUUGAAAAGUUUGCAGUAAUCGUGUCAGAAAUUUCACAGCUGCCUAAUCCAGAGUAUAUAUUUUUAGAUAUCACUAUAUGGCACUUACUAUGGAGCUGUGGACUUUAUUAGUAACCUUGAGGCCUAAUGUGUACGUAAGUUUGCAUUUGCCCCUUACUGGUGAUUACUCAGGGCUGUAUAGUAUUUCUUUUAUUCUUUCACUCCCCAAACCAAAUACCAACCCACUGUAGUUCUUUGUUCAUAGUGUAUUAGUGACAACUAAUUAAUUGUAUAUUAAUAGUACUAAAGCUGUUAAUACAGUAUCAAACACCGACAGCCAUAAGUUCAGUGUGGUCAGUGAGGAGCGUGGUACCAUUUAUUUCCAUACACAGAGAAGGAUUAACACCUCUGGAAGGACUUCUUCCUUCCACAAUAUUGUGCAUAUUUGUUGAACAUCAGACCAUUUUUCUAACCUCUCCAAUCAAGUCUGUUGUAUAAAGUGAAUAUAUGCACACGUAACUAAGAAACAGUAUCUUUAUUAUCACUUAGUGAUACACAAAGGUAUUCACAUAACAGGGAUGCAUUGUUGUAUGACUUUUCCUUCUAUAGAUGUCAAUCAGAUUAUUUCACAAAUAAAACGUCUGCUACACACCCCUCCUUACCCUCACUGGAAUAAAAAACCCACUAGAUUUUAACCAUACGGGAGCAUGAAAGGGAGGAGAGGAAGCCUUUCAGGAGAUGAGUGUACAGCUGCAAAUUUAAUUUCAACUAAAGAAGUAAAUAUAAUUACUAAUACAUUUAACCUUUUAACUACUGAAAGUGUUCCAGAGGUGGUGCUCUCCCAUUUUCCUGCUACUCUGAGAAUUGCUUUAGGAUUUUUGUGUAGACAAAAUUUAGAUUAUUUAAGCAUUAUUCCCUCCAUUUCACUGAAGAGCAGUGAGCAGGGAAACCAUUAGCACUGUGAAUUGGAAAAUGUGAAUAUUAUCCUAACUUUUCUCUAAACUGAAACUCUUUUCAACAGAAUCGUGCCUGUCAGCUGUAAUUGAAGCAUCUGCAUGCCAGAGGUGCAGUAUGCGAGGUGUUUAAUUUAGAACAGCAUACUGCAGAGCAGAGUCGCAAAUGGGAGAUAAUGUAAAUGAUGUGUAGGGAUAGUCAAAAUAAAGCUUCUUGAAUUUUGUUUACAGCUUUUUUUUUUUUUUUUUUUAACAGAUUUAAACUGACUUUGGCUAUCAAAGUCCAGAAUGAGUUCUUGGUAUUUGCAAAUGUAUUUGUACCUUCACUGUGAUGGUGAAGGAUGAUAUUUUUUUAAGAAAUGAAAUGUAAUAACAUUUGGGCUUCCGAGUCUCUUUCCAGCUUCCAAAAAUCUCAGUAUACUUUAUUAUAAGUAUGAUCAGAAAGCAUAUCUAUGGGUAUCUCUAUGCUGUUUGAGUGAAAAUGUGUUUUGGGUAUUCUUUAUUCAACAUAUGGUCAUAAUUAUUGGCCCUGAUUCACAUGGGAUGCUUUCUGAUUCCUCAGAGGAAGAGAGAAUUUUUUUUUUUUUUCAAAUAAAAACUCCUGGAGGGAGUUUUUAAAAAAACAGAAGUUCCUUACCUGCCCUUAGAGAGACUCAGAUUUCUUAGGAAGCGUUGUGUGAGCUAAGCAGGGUUAGGAUGUCUAUGGGAUGAACACUACUUGUCAUGAACCCAAACCUUUUCCCAAAGACACAAGUAUGCUUUGCUCUUAUGUCUACAGGAAGGCAAAUGCACUGAAGGCAUAAUGUUGUAAUGACUGUAAUAAAAGUAUUUCAGCCAAAUUUUAAUGUCCAGUCCAAAUCACAGUAUAUUAACUAAAAUCCAAAGUGUUUUGAACUAUCUGAUGUGUUUCAGCAGAUAUGAUAUUUGCUGAUGUCAUGCCAAAUCCUGCCAUGGAAGUUGCUGAGCAUUUUACCCAGUAAAUCAUAAAACUCAGUGGUGGCUCUUGUCUUUCACAUCAUCAUUAAGCUCUCAAGUAUUUGUUGAUCGCUCCAAGUCUUUUGUAUCAUCAUCUCUAUCUAACCAGGCACACAUUAUUCCAUAUUUAUAUGAGUACUGUAUGGGAAGCUGUGGGAAACAAAAAAUCCCAUUUACAUUUUCUCUCUUGAGAUUCAGUUGUAAACAUCCUCAACCCAGGUGGAUUUAUCUUUCUGUGAAAUGUACAAGCAAAUUAGUUACAACAAAAUAUAUUGCAGUGUUUGAUUUUUCUGAUUUGAGCGGAUUUCUGGUGACUGUAGAGAUUUAUUAUUAAUAUCUGCAAUAUGCGAUACAACCACCUGCCCUAAACCAAAAUAACGAGACUAAGGGAAGACUUGAUAAUGUUGCACAGCAGUUGUUCACAUGGAAAUAUAAGAUGCUGCCUUAAAGAGGGAAAAAACCCCACCAGAUACUGAAAGUAGAGGGAGUAAGAGUCUGCAUGCUUUUGUUGUUUUGAUCUUGGCAUAAAUCCGAGUCGAUAAAGGGGAAAGGAGAGCUGAGGCAGGGCUGUGGGCAGUAACCGGUGUGCUUGCAGAUGUGCUCAUGUAAAGAAGAAGCAGCUGAGAAGUUGAAGAAAAAUCUUCAACAGAGCCACAAGCCACAGCUUGUGAGGCUCAGCCUAGAGCGCGUGGAAUUCUGAAUUUUGCCUGAGCUUUGUUGAUAUAUUUGCACUGACUUUCAAUUAAACCGAGAUCAAGACUUUCUGUAUUUCCCUCUCUCUCACUCUAGCUGCUGCUAUACUUGAAGAGGAGAAAAGAAUCUUCCUGCAUAAGUGGCCAUCCUUUCUGUACCUUUCUGGAUGGUGCUGGUGACUUGUUACAUUUUCCUGAUUACAGCUCUAGCAGUUUGUUGGUCAUUCCUAUCACCACGAUUUCCUGUGACUCCAGCUGGAACUGAAUCAGGCUGUAAAUGAUAUGGGCCAUUCUUGGUAGCAUGUCCUGUAGUGUUACACUGCUCCUGGACGACACCUUUUGUGGAGGCAGGAUAUUGAAUUGCUGAGGAAUGCAGUAGGUACAUGGAGGUAAAAACAGCUAUGUAGACAUACCUGCCUCUUGCUUUUUUCCCCUCUUUUAAAGAUAUUGUAGAAUUUCUUCAUGUUUUUGUCUUUCCCUUUUCACCACAGUAAAUUUUCCUUUUUUCUCUCAAAUAGAUUUUGUGUUCUGCUUGUGUUUCUUAGAACAGUGUAGCCACCCACUAAUUUAAAAGCAUGGAAAUAAGAUAUUUUAGUACAUAAGAUAAAAUUAAGGAAAAUUAAGAAAUUUUGCAUUUCUGGAAAAUUUAAUUUAAUGUUUUUGCAGCUUUUGCUCAGAAUUCAUUACUCUGCUAUCUAAGAAGCUUGGUUAGGAAAAAGAGUGCUGUGGACAAACAGAAAUGAAAUCACCGCCAGCUCACUGUGUUUUGGCAGCAUCUCAUAAAUACAUGUCUCUUUAUGGUCUUUCAGGAACACUUAAGAGGUGAAAUAAGGCUCACAAGAGAAAUCAGGUGUGGUUGUUUUGUUUUCUGUUUUUUUUUUUUUUUCCUGAUAGAAGCAAAUAAUUUUAUACAAUUUUAAAGGAAGAAAAGGCUAGAGGCUGAGUGAGUAGCUUUGGGUUCCUGUGCUGGAAGGCUAAGCUCUGUUAUCAGUGCAGGGAGAGAGAGAGAGAAAGCAAGAGAAAGCAAGCUUCCUGUGGAUGGAAGUGCAGAGGACUGAAGGCUCUGGAGCAGUUAUGUGGGGGAUAUGUCCUGGAAUAUAUUACCUCUUUCUGUUGACUUUUUGGAAAGUAUAGGUUCCUAACUCAGGUAGCUCAGUUAGGUGGGCUUAGAAAAGCAAUGGUCUGUUUAUCCCCAGCCUCAAAAAUCUGCCAGCGAGUCCCAGGUUCAGCCUUGGAGGUGCUAUAGGUUCCUGUGCUCAUGCAAAUGGGGUUUUUGUUGGGGUUUGCAAUACCCCCUGCAUAGUUGGGAUACUAAUUUGCUUUAUGCUAUGUGACAACCCAGUAUGGGAGAAAAGUGUCAGAAUCUAAUCCUUGCGUAAUAAGUUGCUGCUUUCAUAUUUCUGCAGUGUAGCACAGGCACCUUAGAGAUGGGGAAGAUUUUGGUACUGUUCCCUCCUUGCUGGGUUUAUCAACGUAGAACAGAAAUUGUGUCACAAAUCUAAGGGUCUGAGAAUCUGCCUGGAUUUAGGAAGAAUUCAAGAGGCAAUUUUUUUUUGUUUUGUUUUACACUGCAUUUAAGAUAUUUGAUAUAUAAAACCUAGUGAAAACAGAACUUUUAUGAAAAAAAUCCUCUCCUACUUAAUAUAAAAUAACUAUCCUGUGCCUUGGCUAGAAUGUGUCAAAUGUUAAUCAUCACAUUGUGUGCUUCUUUCAAGAUGAGUGUCAUACAUUCCCUUGCUGAACUUUCCCAGCUCUGGUCCUAUCUUAGCUCAAAAGUCCUUUUAAAGCAGAUACCUUUCCUGAGUAGGGCAGUCUGGUUUGCAACAUAAAAACAGUUUUCCAGGGAUAGACUUAAAUGGUUUUGUUUUGCUUUGUUUGUUUUGUUAAUCUAAACUUAGAGAGCUGAGCCUUCCAAAUUUAGCAGUACUGAAGGAACUUCUGAAAGAACAUAAAGGCCUUUCAAAGUCUGACUUAUGAUACGAGCCAUUUCCCUGCCCAAACUCACCUGUACUGUCUUAUUUAAAUGUACUGGCCACAUGUCAGCAUUUGAGGGAGCUCAGUUUAAUCACAGCUGUGUAUUUCUUUGUGAUGUGGAUGUAAGUACAGACAGGAACGUGGUGUGAUGGAAGAAAGGCUCGACGUGCUCUGGCUGGAGUCACAUGUGAAGCUGUGGUUAAAUGGGAGUAGCCUCACGACCGUGCUGUCUCUUACAUGUUUCUGGUCAUGCAGAGUCUCUGUCUGAUGUGCCCAUAGUGUACAUGGUGUGAAGCUCCUGUCGAGUUCCUCAGCUGUCCUUGUGGAGCUGCUCCCACGCUCGCCCCAUUCCCGUGUCGCAGCGGUGUCUGUCAGAGGGGAGGUGGCUGCUUGUGCUCUCCGAUGUCUUGGCCCGACUCAAGGGGAGCUGCAAUCCUGCCCUGCUUCUCCCUGCUCUGCUGGGGAGGGUUCCUGCACUCUCUGUAAAUAAGCUCUUCAUUUAUUUCCCUCCCUCAAGCUUUAACUUUUUUUUUCCCCCUGCUUCUCUUGACCUGUGUACAGAGUAUGCGCUCUAAAAAUAUGUGCUCUUCCAAAGUCCUGUGACUUUGGAAGCCAGGAAUACAGGUGUGCAUCACCCUGCAAUGCAGUGAAAAUGCACUUGGUUCUCCUCGUGGGAUCAUGAGCUUUUUUUGUUCCAUGCUGCAGAAUGUAACCACCAUGGUUGAAACUGUUUUCUUUUUAAAUUUCUGCCAUUCUAACAGCUGUAAGAAUCCACUGCUGAUUUUGUGAUGAUUUUGUCAUAUCUAUAAUUUAAGAACGAGAGAUAAUAUAAGUAAAAAUAAGUUACCUCACUAUUUACCAGGUUUUGUUGUUUUGCGCUUAAAUGACAAUUUUUACUCCUUUUGCUUAAUUCUUUACCUGUAUUGGAAACAAGGCUAAAUUAGUAGAGAAUAUAGCCAUGCUGUAACAUUGUCAUGCAAUACCUUUAUUAAUAGAUAACCACACUAAAUAUAGUAUUACAUAUUUAAAAGAGAGAUGGGUUUGACUCUCCAACUCUUAAAAAGUAGUGGUGAUAAGCAGUUAUACUACUAGAUGUUUUGUCCUUUCCCUUUUGUAUUAGUAUUUGUUUUCACUAAUAUAUUUCAAAAACUAUAUUUCUGUGCACGUUAGAAAACUGUGAAAAUAAAUACCAAUAAAUAUUGUGAUACUUAUUCAGUGCACUGUAAAGUUCCAAGUGAGAUGAUACUUUGCUUUUGGGAAUUGAAAGUUUCCUCACUUCUCAGAAAUGGUACUAAGCUUUAAUGUGGGAAAAUGGUAAUAUUUACAGUGACAUGAAAUUUUAAUGGAGAAUGUCUUGUUUUGCACUUCUGGUACUAUUAGAAGAAAUGAUAUGUUUUUCUCAGCAAAUGCAUUAUGAGAUUACAUUUUAAAAUUUGUUUUGUGCAUUGCAGUACAUAAGAAUAACCGCUUUGAAGAGCUUUGUGUUACUUCAUUAUUACAGCAUUCUUUUGUCUGAUAUCUUUUUUUCCUGAGCCUGUUGAAUAAUGGUGUUUAAUGCAAAAAACCUUUUUGGGAAUGUAUUUUGGCUUCUGUCUCACAUUGCAAACCCUGAACUUGGACUCGUAGUGAUGCAGUCGAAGGCCCUGGUGAGGCUGCUCUGCCUUUCUGCGCUCCUGGGGACAGGGACCUUCCUUGUUCCCAGCUGGGAUGAGAUUAGAGGAGUCCAGAACAGUUUUGGAGGAUGUGCUGUGCAACAAUACAAGUGUAAAUGAUCUUCAAAAGUGAAAAUAAAAAGAAAUUGGAGGUUCACAGUUAGCCACAUUGGUUGGGGGAUGGUCUGUGACAGGGGUCUGCAGUUCCUGGAGGAGAUGAUAAUUUUUAACUGAAGUAAUUUGAAUUCUACUUAAGUUUCUGAAAGUAACUGAGAAAGCAGGAGUUUCCUUUUUCUUUUAAAGCCAAAGUCUUUAUGUUUUCAUAGGAGGUUUCACAGGAAAAUGGGCCAAAGAAUACAAUUAAAUAUGCAAAUGGUUAAUCCUAUGGAAAAGGGUAUCCUGUUAUCUUGAUAUGCACAAGCAUAUUAAUGGUAAUAGGAACAAUAUGUGUAAUUUUCCUGUAUAUUGCUAUGUAGGUUGCACUAUUUUGAAUGACACAAGCCUGAUAUUUUAAUUACCAAAUACCAUAAGAUGCUGUUUAUUAAUAGUUUAAACUUGUUAACCUAAAUAUAUAUACAGUAUACACAGGCGUGCGUGCAUACACCUUCCAACCCAGUCAUGCGUGAGUAAUCUCCCAGAGCUGUGGGACACAUUUCAGAAGUGCUUUAUUUUAAGUGGUUUUCUCCUUUCCAAACCUCCCACAUGUAGAAAUUCUCUAGCAGCUGUUAUUGCAGUGUUUGAUACUGGGUACAGAAGGGGCUAAAGGACUGGUUUGGGUCAGGAUUGCUCUGUGCUAGGACACAUGAGACACAUUCAGAGAGUUGCUGUCCAAACUGAUGCUUGCUGUAAUGACCAAGCCAUAGGAAAAGGAUGGCUUUUCAUGCUGGUUUAAAAAUCUUGGCCAGAGAGGCUCUAUUGGCCUGAUGACUGACCUUAAACUCAGUGUGGCCUUAAACUCGGUGUUAGCUCAUGUGAUCCACACCUGGUCAUCUGUUACUUAAGGCAGCUGAGGGAGGAUCCUUCAGAACAAAAUCCCCAGGGAAGAGGAGCUGCUAUGUGCACCAGUGUGUUCUCCCAUGCAGACUGGGCAGGCUCAAAAUGGGUUUUGCAUGCCAGGCAGGAUUUAGCAGUGGUGAGUAAGGCACAAUCACAUCUCUCCAUGCACAGGCUUUUGUGCUUGCUAGUACUGGUGAUGUGGAGAUUUCCACCGAAGGAUAAGUGUGGAAAUGGCUUCUUUUCUAAAUUUAUACUGCUCUAACUAAAACUUAAAAAAUACCUUGGAAUCAUUUGUUGGAAAUAAUUACUGUGCUGUUUUUGAAAGAGAAAGUUGUAUAAUUGCCAACUUUUCCACCUUAACCAAGAAACAAUAAAUUCUGUAGGGUCAGAUUUUAUUUACUGUUCAUUGCAAGUAUGUUUUGCAGCAGAACUGGGUUUCAAGAAAGUUUUUGCUUAGCCUAUUAUUACCUGGUCUAGGUUUGGAUUCCAAAUGUGAACAAAACACCUCUUGACUUAAAUAGGGGUGUUUGAGGGAGUGAUGGGAGGGCAGAUCCUGAGUGCAGCUCACGCUCAGAUUUUAAAAAUCCCCAUGCUUUAAAACCUCAUAUUGCAAAGGUUUGGAAAUUUCAUCAUGGUGAAUUGUGUGCAGCUAGGAAGGAAACCAGUGCAAUUCCAGUAAGAGCUGUUAGCACUUUAUACUUGAUAUCAGGUAUCAUACUUUGGAAUAGUCUUGCUCAUUUCAGAACAUCCAUUUUGCACCAAUAAUGAACAGCCUGAUCCCUCUGUCUUCACACUCACACCCACAUGCACAGCGGAUCUCGUGCCUUCCCUGCUAAAACCAGGAGGCACAAACAGAAUUCAUUAAUAUCUUAGGCAAACUCCCACCUGAUUCUUAACCCAUCACUGCAUUUUAUGCAAAAUUUGCAUCCAUACAUGUCAGGGUCUCACAAGCACUUAACCUGUGAGUGAAUAAUGUUGAUUUUAACUCAUCAGAUUCAAAUUCACACUAAACCUUGAGGGCAUUUUUGUGCUUCCUUUCAUCUUUAAGGAUAUUUGUGGGCUUAGAUGAAACACUAAUAUUUCUGUGCUGCUAAACAAAACCCACCAGAAAUAUUUUAAAAAUCUCAAAUUACACUUUGAAAACCAUUUUUACCUGUUUACUUGAAUAAUGUAAAUUUAAUGUGUUGUCUCGAACAGUUAUUGUACAUAUACAUGUGUAUAUAUAUAAGCUAUAUAUAAAUAUGUAUAUGUAUAAAGUUUUUUGGGGGAAAUGAGGGGCAAGACAGAAAUCCAGAGUUGUGACAAAGAUUCUAUAAUAAUUAAUUACCAGUUUCAAGUAAUGUAUUUUUUUUGAGUUUGAUUAGAAGUUAUUUGCAGUUGAAAUAUGAAAAAUGAAAUGCAAGUGAGAAAAAGAGAAUUCACUAUAUUAACUUAGGAUUUUUUUAACAAAGAAAAUUAGUUACUGGUACAGUUGGAAGAAUAUUCUUUUUUUUUUUUGAUGGAAGAAAAGAACUCCAGGUGCAAUAGUUUGUAUCAGUUACAUGGAGCACUAUCCUACAUUGCACUAGGAGAAAUUUGCAUGCCAAAAAUAAAAUUCUACCAGAAUCUUGGAACUAUUCAAUUCCAUACACAGUAAACUAAAAAUCCUGUCACUUCUGUUAUUUACUAGUACAAUUUGCUGUGAGUCUCAAAAGUGUCAUACAUUAAACCAAAGGCUAAGUCAAAUUUCCAGUUACUAGCAAAGAAUAGUAGAGAUUUGAAGAGCUCUUAACACCUGGGGAAACAAAUCAGGAUGUUAGAGUAGAAAUAAAAGAAUAUUGGUGAAGUGGAAUCAACCAUAAAAUAAUUAUUUUUUUAGAGAAUCCAGAAUUUCAUUAGAAAAUUCACAAUUUAAUGGAUUCUUCAAAAGAAAGGGUUUGGGGGAAAGAGAAGAUUUAAAAUCUAAUUUUGACAUUCCAAUUACUGCCUGUUUUUUUAGCUAGGUUUAGCAAGGUGGAAUGAAUUUGAGCACACACAGUUUCAGCUGCUGUGUGGCACAGACACGUGAACACCCAGCUCCCCCUGCAGCCUCUGCCCCUUCCUCUGAGAUCUGGGGGAGGCUGGAGCUGCCCCAGAGCAGGGGGGGAACUGGGAGUCACACUCCUCUCUCCUGUGUUCACAUCCUGUCUCACUGCAGUUCACCCUGACCAUAUUCUAACCCAGUGCAUGACUGAGUGCUAAUACUGUAUAAAUAUUUUGAAACAUAUCUUAAAAAAAAAAAAGUUUGCUUCAAACUUUUUAUGAUAGAGAAAUAUAUAAUUAUUAUGGUUGUCUGACAAAUUGUAUUGUGUUCAUUUUUUUUUUGUUAAAUAUGUAGAAAAACAUUAAGGGAAUGGGGGACUUGAAUGUCUGUGUGUACUGAAAUGUAUAUAAUUAUUUGGAAGAACACAUGUGCCAAGUAUAACAUGAUGUAAAAAUUGUAAAUAUAUGAAAAAUUCAUUUUUCUAAUAAAGAUAAUUUCUGCCAAUUAAUAUGAAAAGGAA